This is a messenger RNA of Podarcis lilfordi (Lilford's wall lizard), 48243 nucleotides long. Lineage: Eukaryota; Metazoa; Chordata; Lepidosauria; Squamata; Lacertidae. The record is from the annotation of a GenBank genome assembly.
AUGGGUGCCAACCUGAAAAUGCAGCAUCCGUAUCUGGAAUCACCAGAUGUGAUGAUCAAAGAUAAAGAUGACAGGCAGGAAGUGAUGCAAGCAGGAAGUACCUGUUCGUAAGGCCGAUCUACGCGGAGGACCACAAAUGACAACAUUUUGGAGGUCCCAAGUCACAAGGUGGUUAGAUUGGUCCCAACUAGGGCGAGGGCCUUUUCAGUACCGGCCCCGACUUGGUGAAAUGCUCUGUCACAAGAGACUAGGGCCCUGCAGGACUUGACAUCUUUCCACAGGGCCUGCAAGACAGAGCUGUUCCGCCUGGCUUUUAGUUUGGACUCAGUCCGACCCUUAUGUUUCCCUCCCCUUAUGGUUUUGAUCUAUGGGCUACUUUUAAAAUGAGACUGCAUUUUAAAUUGUAUUUUUAACCUGUAUUUUAAAUUGUGUUUUUUCACCCCUAUUAUGUUUUUAUUGUAAUUUUACUGCUGUUAGCUGCCCUGAGCCCGGCUCUGGCCGGGGAGGGCGGGGUAUAAAUAAAAAUGUAUUCUUAUUCUUAUUCUUAUUACAUGUUCACAAGGAUCAUGUGCCGAAGGCAUCUUGGGAACUGGGCCACAUCAGAACUAUGUUUAAAACUGUCAGUAGCUACUAGCCAUGAUGACUAUGCUCUUCUCCUUAGUUGCAGGCAAUAAUGCUUCUGAAUACAGUGGUACCUUGGGUUACAUACGCUUCAGGUUACAGCCUCCGCUAACCCAGAAAUAGUGCUUCAGGUUAAGAACAUUGCUUCAGGAUGAGAAACAAAAUCGUGCUCCGGCGGCAUGGUGGCAGCUGGAGACCCCAUUAGCUAAAGUGGUGCUUCAGGUUAAGAACAGUUUCAGGUUAAGUACGGACAUCCGGAAUGAAUUAAGUACUUAAUCCUGGGGGGCCACUAGGGGGCGCAUUGGAAGAUGGCCGACAAUACCAUCUCUCCGACCCACACGGGGUAAUUAAGAGGCUGUUAUGGGAGUAGGCAGCCUCCCUUGUUGCCCCAAGGAAAUGGGGAACACUGCCCUUGCCUGCUGUGCCCAUAAAUCACCCCCUAAUUCGAAAGAAGGGGGUGAGGGCCCUAGGCAGAAUGCCCCCGUGUGGACAUCGGCUCUCCUGGACGCUGUCUCUGAUUGCGCACUAGUUGCAGCAAUUUGGAAUAAUUAAUUACAAACGAAGCAAAUGCACAUAUUUCAAGUGAAGAAGGGGAGUGAAGUCUGCUAAUUUAAGUGACCUCUGCGAAAGAAAACGACGGGCUGGAGAAACAGGAAUAUUUUACGAUGAAGAUACACCAAAGGCAGGGUAUGUUGACAACGAGGCUGAAUGGGCGGGGAAAACCUUUUUUACUUUCCUUCUAUUUUUUACUUUUCCUUCUACAAGAACCCCUCCUCAUUAGAACCGUUGGUUGAACUGACCCAAGCAGGAUGAUUAAGGUCUGUGUGGAGAUAAACUUUAACCAAAAGUAUGCUUUAUGGAGAUCGAGAAGCAAUAAGAGCUUUUGGAAUGGCACAGCAAUUAAUUCGGAGUCACCAUCUUGCCAAAGGAUUUAUAGCUGGGAAGAAGAACGGAUUUGUUUUCAGACUGCAUUCCUGGUGAAUCUCCUCAGAGGUUUUGAAAAAGGAGGCAGAUUGGUGAAGAUUAAUGACGCUAAGACUGUUUUGAUGUAUGGAAGUGAUGUUAUAUGGAAAACGUCUGGAUAUGGCUACUGGAUAAAAAAAAUAAUAUCCACGCAGGAUUACAAACUGUUCUAACCAGCUUGUGGAGACUAUCAGAGGUCACAAAGAGAAAGGAAAAAUAUAUGAAAAUAACAACAAGAGAUGUGGAAAAAUAAUAAGAAAGGACUGGAUAGUACUGUGAACAUCAUAAGGUUAUAUUUGUGGACAUUAAAACAGCAGUAAGAAGCAAGAAGUUGAUUGGAUCCCUUCGGAACUUGAAAUAUGGGUACCCCCAACAAAAAUUUAAAAUUUGGCUGUGUAAUUUGGAAUUUAUGUAAUUUGGUUUGAUUUGAUGUGAUUGGUCGGUUAAUAAAAAAUUAUUCUUAAAAAAAAAAAAGAAUUAAGUACUUAAUCCGAGGUACCACUGUACCAGCUGCUGGAAAUCAUUGGAGUGGGGAGUACUCUUGUGUAUGCAGGCUGGCCAAUGUGAGAACAGGAUGCUGGACAAGACUGGCCAUUGACAAUUGGCUCUUUAUAUGCACGGAUUCCACACAGGGCAGCAGCUGUUUGCCUCGCUUUUAUAGGACAGUUUAUUUUAAUGUGUUACAAAAAGCCAAGCCAAGCAAGUGCAGAGAGCCUUCGGGAGCGGGGGAAUAAAAUAACUCUGCAGGCUGCAUGGACUCAGUCAACCGGUUCUGUUGACCUUUCUCUCUCUGUCUCUCUGGCUUGGAAUUUUAAUGACUAUUCAAUUAUCAUGUUGACAUAAAACUCAAACAUUAGAAGUCCCACUUGAAGGAGGAAAGGUUCCUGACAGGACAAUUUAAAAGGCCUUGGUUAAAGAAAAGAAAAUCCAUAAUAUAAUAAUUACCCUUUUCGUAGAUCUACUCUCUCCUCACCACACCUUCAGUGGCUUUUGAAAGACUGUUUAAUUUUCAAAUGCGAUUAUACUAAAUCAUCUUUAUUGAGCAUUACAUUCAGCAGACGAAUCUUACUGUGCUUCAAAUAGUUUGCCAGGAUUUUACAACAGGUUAUCAAAAAGCCCAUCGCAACAGAGGACCAUGAGUGCUUCCAAUCACCCUUUAUUUCAUAAUUUAUUUUCCCCUUUUUAUUGCAAUUUUCAGAGAAAAUAAAUGGAGUUUAUGUUAAUUAUUUGGCACACAAGGCAGGUGUUGUGUGUAAAUGAAAGUCAGAGGUAUGGGUACUGCCCACAGGUUUAGAUACUGAAACUAUAGAGAUAUGAGGGAAGAGGAGUAGGAAACUAAAGAUACAAAAGAUGCAUAUGAGGAUACCAGAACAAAGAGAGAAGUUAUUAUAAACAAGACAAUUAACAUCCACAGCUGAGACUAGGAAUGAGCAAAUCUGUCAAUUUCAGUUUCUUUCAGUUUCUCAGGUUUUUUUCAAUCUUAAAUUAAGUCCAUGUUUCCACACCAGGUUGUUAUUGUUGUUAAAAGGUCCUCAUGAAACUUCAUCAGGAUUUUUGUAUGAUUCCUGCCCCUCAGAAACAGAUUUUUCUGUGCAAUUUUGCCUAAUAGACAUAUUUUUACAAACCAAUUUUCCCUAAUACAGUGCAUUUUUGCAUGGUUUUUUCAAUCAACAUAUACAUUCCCUCCCCCCACACACUUUACCGUAGUACAUUAUUUUUUUACAUACACACUACUUGGCUAGAUAAGAGGUGCAAAGUUUGAAUGAUGGUUGCAUUUCAGUUUGCGUAUUCUUUGGGAAAGUGUGAAUUAAGUGGGUUUGCCUUUAAAUGUGAACUGAGUUGAACUUUUCUUCCAUCCCUGGUUGAAGCCAUGAUAAUCUUCCCUCCGAAGCUUCAGCCCCUGGGUUAGGCUUGACCUGGGAGUGAAGCUGCAUCCAGCUGGUGGCUGUGCCCCCUCCUCAGCCGGCUCAGGGGCAACCCUAAGGAGAAGGUGUUGUUGACACUGUCACUGUCACCUCAGCCCUAAAGGCCUGGCCCAGGUGUGGCUUCCCUCAAUGAGAGAACCUGCUUGUGCCUGUGGUGUUCCCAGACGUUUGACGGUCUAUUGAUCCCUGUGCCACCACUGUGAUUGCUUUCUCACUGCCACCAACCCGUUUCUCUCGGGUACACACGGAUUCCAGACAGUUGUUAACAUUAAACCAAAUAAACAAGUUUAUUUUAUAAGCUUUAUCAGGUUUAUAGUUUCAGAUAAUUUUUCUUGUCAGUUUCUUAAUCUUAGUUACUUUACUGGCCUAUACCUUCCUAUUAACUACUAACUGAUUAUACCAACUGUUUAACUGACCCCUCCUAACAGAUUCUCUCACUCUCUCACAUCAAGCUAUCCCAACCCACAGACGUAUCCUCUCUCUCUCUUCUCUAACACCCGACUGACUCCUUAACAACACUAACUCUAUCUCUAACUCCUCCCCUUGGGUUCCCACUGGCCAAUCACUUCACAUUCAUUUAACCCUUUCCUUAUGACCCAGCAUGAUGUCACCUAGAAGGGCAAACGCCACAGUGCCCCCUCAAAAAAAAUGUGCCCAGGGCAAUGGUCCUCACCAGCCCCUCCUCCAUGCUACGCCACUGCCCAGCAGGGCAAGGCAGCAUUUCUCAUUUUGCCUCAAGAGGUGAAAAAGCGCAAACCGGGUCAAAUAUAUGGUGGAAAUGUAAGGAAAAAGAAGGUACUUUUUAUCAUAUGUGGUGGGAAUGUAGAGAAGUUAAAAUUUUUUGGGAAAUGAUAUAUAAUGAAUUGAAAAAAAAUGUUUAAAAUGACAUUUGUAAAAAAACCAGAAGCAUUUUUGAUAGGGAUUAUAGGACAAGACCUGCCAAGAAAAGAAAAAAAAUAUGUAUGCUACAACAGCAGCAAGAGUCUUGUUAGCACAAGGAUGGAAGAACGAGGAAAUCCCAAUGAAAGAACAGUGGCAAUAAAAAUUGAUAACUAUGCUGAAUUGGCCAAAUUAACAUAUAAACUGCGUGACAAGGACAAUCAUGACUUCAAGGAAGAAUGGGAACUUUUCACAAACUACUUAAAAAGACAACAAAAUGACUCGUACUCCUUGGCAGGUUUUGAAUAAACAUACACAAAUUUAUUAGUUGAAUAUAUGAUAUACAAGACAAGGAUAUGUAUAAUUUUAUAAUAUGCAAAGAAUAAUAUGUGUAAAGAAACCAGAGAGAGGAGCUGAGGGAAGUCCUGGGUGGGGGAGAAAAAAAAUAAUGUAAUUGAAUGUUUGGAUUGAUAAAUUCUUAUGUUGAAACUGUUUAGUAAAAAAUAUUAAAACAAAAAAAGAGGUGAAAAAGCGCACAGCCUACCUCCACUGUUGGCUUCAGUUACAGGGAUUUUCAAGAAGGGAGUGUGUUGUUGUGCUUGCAAACUUCCCAUAGGCAUCUGGCUGUCCAGUGAAAGAACAAGUAGAUGGGCCAUGGACCUGAUCCUGCAGGGCUUGCCUUAUGUUUUCAAGGCAACAGGAGGAUCUUAGAUCAUUUUUGCAUGAGCAGAGUAAACGACCAUCAAGACAGUUCUAGUCUCCCAACUGGGUUUGGGAAGAAAAGAUCCAAGAUUCAAAGCUCAGUUUGGGUCUUUUGAAGCAAGGCACACAUAUCCAAUCAUUAGUCCUCUUCCUUUUUUAUCUUCUCCUUCAACACCUACUGCUGUUUUCAAUCUAAAUCACAGGAUCGCUGCCUAUUUUGUUUCAUUGAAGCUCAUAUAUAUAUAUAUAUAUAUAUAUAUAUAUAUAUGAAUAAUGGAACCCUUGCAAUUAUCAUGCAGGGAUCCUGUCAGUUGAAUCAUUGUUAUUUAAAAAUAAAUGUCUCUGUCUUUAUGAUUAAUGCAGCAUUACAAGACAUAUGCCUUCAAAAAUCAUGAGUCAGACCUCAUCAGUACUAGGGGAUUGGUUUUAAAAAUUCAUUUACAGUUAUAUGCAGUAAUAACAUAUUAGGUUUCUUUCUUUUUCUUUCUUUUUCUUUUUAACUAUCAAUCUCUUUCUAAGCUACCUUUUCACAAUGGUAUAAAAGGUGGGUUGCCCCAGAUUUAAAACAAAUGAACAAACUGCACUGAAGCUGAUCCUAAAAAAACGAACUCACAACAAAAUCAGCAGUGGCAGAGACAUAAUCAAUCAUGGACAGAGGAAGAGCAAAAGCAAAGCCAUAAUAAUAAUAAUAAUAAUAAUAAUAAUGUUGUCUUCAUCAACCACAUAAAAGCAGGCAUUCUGGGGACAACGCAUACUUUUUUUCAGAAUGCUGAUCUGAAUCCUGAGCCCCGUAACUAAGUAGCUUUUGUUGUGGACACUUACACACUUCAUUUCAGCUACAAUGCAACUCAAAGACGAGCCUCUCUAAUGGAACAAAGGAGUGUGUGGGUGUAUGGGUGAUACCUGAGAUCUUCUGGUGCCAAAUCAUUUAGGGUGUAAAGGCCAAAGCUGGCACCUUGAUUUGAUCUGAGAAGGAAAGUGGUAGGCACAUACCCUCCAAGUGCCCCAAUUUUUCAGGGACAGUCCCAGAAUUACAAAAGCCAUCUCAGCUUCUGAUUUGAAGGCAGUGAGUUUGGGGGGAGGGGGAGCUCAGAGACUUUGUGGGUGCCUGGGGAAGACAUCAAGAGCUCUUCAGAGCUCAGGGGUCCCAUGCUGGUGAUUCACACCCUGGACCACAUCUCCUGUGAGUCGCUCCCUGGAGGGCAAAAACUAUCGACAGAACUGCAGUCCCUCAGUACUACCUUCUGGAACCCAUCCAGCAGGUGGAACUGAAGCCACCACUAAACAGUUCCUGCCAAGUCCAGAAGAAGGAUGAAGGCAAGGACUCCCUUGUCUUUAUUGAUCUAUAUGCCGUUCUGUGACACUUUAGGGCUGAAAAGCAGAGUAAAGAUCCUUUAAAUAAGAAUACUAUCAUUGAUAUCAAAAGCUGUAGAGAGACCAAGGACAUACCCUCUAACAUUUCUCUGAUGAAAAUAGGGACGUCCCGUUCCAUAAUGAUAAUUUUACUAUUUAUACCCCUAAAAGUGUCCCUAUUUUCCAGGGAAGUCGGUGAUUUAGAGAAGCCGUCCCGGUUUCUGAUUUGAUCCCAGAAUGUCCCCAUUUUCCUUAGGAUGUUUCUAUUUUCAUUGGAGAAAUUUUGGAGGGUAUGGAGUUAUCCAACCCCCGAGCUGUCUGAAGAGAAUCCUGAAUAGGGAAGUUUUUUUAAUGUUUAAUGUUUUAUUAUGUUUUAAUUAUGUUGGAAGCUGCCCAGAGUGGCUGAUGCAACCCAGUAAGAUGUGUGGGGUAUAAAUAGUCAAAUAAUUAUUAUAAUCAUUUUGGAUACGACGUCCCUAUUUUCAUCGGAGAAAUGUUGGAAGGUAUGGCCUCUGUUAAUCUAAUGGUUACACUUUUCCUCACAGCUGAUGCUGGCAAAAGACCUUUCUUUCUGCUUUUCCUAUCACUUGAGCAUUUUGUCAGCCCUUUGCUUACUGUUUGCCAAUGCCCCUAGCACUGAGGUUUCCAAGAACCUGGCUGUCAGAUAAACUAAUGGAAGGGAUUGUGAAAAGUGAGAGGCACAACCUGCUGGUCAAUAACAGAGGUUGCCAAAGUUGACCCACAAGGGCCAAAGAAAGAUCUGGUGCCCAAACCAAAAGAAUCUCCAUCCUUGAUGUAACCCAUACUUUGUUGGAGUGGAGUGGAGGAAGGAGAAAGAAUAAGGCUAGUUAGCAGUGUUGUUUUGCUAUGCUAAAUACUCCAACUUGGCCUCCUUUGAUUUUGAGGUGUUAAUUAUUUUCCCAGAGGCUGAAAGAAAGCUUAUUUAGCUGCCUUCAAAGCUCAGUUGUUCCUUCUUUGUAGAUCGCUUCAAUCAAACGUGUUUCUAUCUCUUGCCAUAUUUAUUUCUGCCUUCUGCUCCUGUAAUUGGCUGUACACGCUUUAAAAGCUUGUGCUUGUUGAGUUAGCAUUUUUCUCUAAGUUGCUGGAAAUGGCAGAAUCUUUCCCUCUGGAGCACAAACCUCUUCUCUCUCCCCUAGUCCAAGUUACCAAUUGUACUCCCUUUGGGAUUAACCCUUUAAAAUGUACUUCUGCAUUGUAAUUGCAUGUACCAUUGCCUUUUACAGAGCUACAAUUCCCAGAGUUCACAUAGAAGAUGGACUGAUUGUUAAACCACUGUAGCUCUGUGAGGGGAAUACGGAUCUCCCAACAAUUCUUAGCGCCCUUAACAAAAGACAGUUCCCAGAUUUUGGCGAGGGUGGGAUAGUCAUGACUAUUAAAGUGAUGUGUUUGUGCUUUAAAUAUACAGUGCUCGUUAAUCUCUGCUGAGCUCUGUUUUAAGCGACAUUUUUAAAUUUAAUUAUGUUUUCAGCUGGCUGACAUUUCUUUCUGACAUUUUAUAUGCUCUUAAUAUGUUUUGUACACAGUUUUAUUGUGCUAAUUCUUAUUACAUCAUGUGGAUUUUAAAGGGUCUUUUUGUCCUUAAAUGUUUUAGUUAUUUUUUUAUGGGAAGCUGGGAUAUAAAUGUAACAAGUAAUGAAUAUUAAACAGAAUAAGCUAGAAGAGUUGUAGAAAAUAUUUUUUGUGUUUUAAGGGAUAGAUAAAAUAGUGUGGUUCUAGUUUAUAGAAGAAGAAGAAGAAGAAGAAGAAGAAGAAGAAGAAUUAUUAUUUAUAUGUGCUGUAAGUUGCCCAGAGUGACUGGAGAAACCCAUCCAGAGGGACAGGGUAUGAAUAAAGUAGUAGUAGUAGUAGUAGUAGUAGUAGUAGUAGUUAGAUUCAUUCACAACUUAAUUGCAGGUGUUGCCACACAAAGAUUGAUUUCUUACAAAUGCAGAAUGGGUAUUAUGUGGCAUCUGUAACAGAAUGAAAUGGUCAAGUGGACAUAUAUGAGAUAAGGCAAUCUCACAGGUAAACUGGUCCCAAGCUUUAAGGCCUUUGUCUAGUAAUAGUAACAUACUGAACUUGGCCUGGUAGCAAACCAACAACUAGUUCAGAUCUCUCAGCGCUGGUGUUACAUGCCAGCAAGGUCUCCAUCCUGUAAGCAAUCAUGCUACAGAAUGGGGGGGAGUGAAGCAGUGACCCACGUUCCCCUUGCAGCAGUGAUCCCAGGGUUCCCCGUUAAAGGGGUCUUGAGGGGAGGCAUUGAACAUACGCCAAGAGGUUGUCAUUGCUCUCCCCUGCGAUGGCGGCGAAAUGGGGGGUGGGCUCUCUGCUUGAACAUAUGUUCCCCAGAGCCAGCCCAAUCCCCACACAUUCUGGAUAACCCUGAUGUCUCUCAGAUCCCCAGCUGGGGACUGGGAAGGAUAAACGCCCAAUGCCUGAGCCAAGGUCUCCCUACAUCUGAAACUUAGUGACGUUGUGGCCAAUUUUAAUUCCAUAGCGACUGCCCCACCCCAUCCCCCCCAAAAACACAGCCCAAUGAAGAUCAGCAGGUACUGAAUACUCAGUGCCUGUUUGGGAAGGGCAGAAAACUGGAGUUGAAGUGGAGGCUGAAACAAGUUUCCGGAAGAGGAGCACUCCACAAUGUAGCAUUGUACUGAUGGGUCCGGCAUGAUUCACCACUACUGGAAGGAACAACAACACAAUCACAGUGGAGAAGAUAGUUGUGAUAUUCCUGCCCCCUGACCACAUUUACACACUUCCUCCAUUGGCAGUCUAAGGGCUCAUCCAUACUUCCGCUUGUUCUGUGCUUCCUCAGCACAGAUCCAUGUGGUUUUUCUUUAGCCCUGUUGCUUUCUCCAGGGAAACCGGUUGUUCCCCAUGGAAUCGUAACAAACGUCCAUUGGCACAGGAGCAGCAGAAGAAGAUGCUGAACAAAGGGAAGUGUGGUUAAGUCCAAAAACUAUGCACAGAGUAACAUUCAAGGUUGUUGCAGCCAGCGUGGUAUAGUGGUUAAGAGCAGUGGACUCAUAAUCUGGUGAACCAGGUUCGCGUCCCCACUCCUCCACAUGCAGCUGCUGGGUGACCUUGGGCUAGUCACACUUCUCUGAAGUCUCUCAACCUCACUUACCUCACAGAGUGUUUGUUAUGGGGGAGGAAGGGAAAGGAGAUUCUUAGCCACUUUGAGACUCCUUAGGGUAGUGAUAAAGUAGGAUAUCUAAUCCAAACUCUUCUUGUUCUUCAUUUCAGUUUGGAUUUUUACAGUGUUGUGCACACCAGAGGAAGGGGAUGAUGAUGUCUUCACCCAAUUGCACAUUAACUGAUUUGUUUCCCGGUGCCUGCAACCCCACCUGACUCCAGUUCAUCUGGACAUGGGCUGUCUUCUGCACAUGUGUAAUGGCUGUCUAGAGUGUCGGACUGGGACCUGAGAGACCAGGGUUCAAAGCCUCACCCAGCCAUGAAAGCCCGACACUGUCUCCAGAGGUGGAGCUAGCUGCUCUGGCACCCGGAGCGGCCUGCCGGGGUGGGGCUAGCCACCCGUGGGGGUGCUAUGGCGCUCUAGGGGGUCACCACCCAUGGUGAUGUCACCCCCCCUCAGGGAUGAAACCCAGGGCGGACCACACCCACCUUGCUCCGCCUCUGACUGUCUCUCAGCCUAACCUACCUCAUAAGGUUGCUGUGGGGAUUAAAUGAGGAGGCUACCUUGAGCUCCUUGGAGAAAAGGUAGGACAUAAAUGCAGUAAAUAAGGGCAAACCCCACACAGCUUACAUUUGCAAAUCAGGUGGAAGCUGUUUUGUGGGAAACUGCAUCAAGGAAGCUAGAAGCUACAGGAUGCAUAUGCAUAGUAGCUAACAGCAUGUGCACUCACUUCAAAGAGGCUGCUGGAUGAGGUCAAUAGCCCCUCUAGCCCUGCAUUGUGCUCUCAGAGUGGCCAACCAGAAGCCUCUUCCAGGAAUCCCACAAACAGGACCUAAGCACAACAGCAACUCUCCCUUCCUGCAGCCUCCAGUAGCCUGUAUUACAUAACUGGUAUUCAUAGACAUCUACUCUUGCACUCCUUUCAUGUUGAAGCAUUGCUUUUCUACCUUUCUACUUUCAAAAGCCUCUUCUGUGCCUUUAAGAUUACCCUCUCUUAUUCCAAGCAGAGCCUCGGCUCCUUCAAGACCAUCCAAAUCUAUUUUUAGCCAAUACCACCAGGAUCCCUUCCUGAACGCCAGCGGCCCUUUCAAUUACUACAGCUAGGAUCCGGUCCAAAACUCUCUUCAGGUGCCUUCAGAUUAAGUCAAUCUGCCUCCUUUCCCCAUAAGGUAAGAUUUAUAUGCUUUUUCUAGUUCUGCUGCAGUGCUUUGCCACCUUUGGGAUCGAGCAAGCUGCCUUUCCCUCAGCUGCAUUCAGGGGGGAGAACUGUAGUCUAUCCCUAUUACUCUCCCCCCAUCCUACUGGUGUGCUUCUGGGGGGAUAUGUUAGCAGUUCAUUGAUGCAGGUGAACUGGGUGAGUUGACCUCACCUUUUCUAAAACCCACUCUGGGAUGCUUUGAAACGAGGUAUAGUUUUACAAAUGAAAUUGGGCACCUGCAUCUUUGCAAUCCGACUUGUAGCCUCUGUUUAUUUGGGUAGCAUUUCCCCCAAUGAAAAUGACCACUUUCAUUAUUGAGAUAUGUGUUUACUUUUGGUUCCUUGGGAAGGAUUUGGACAGGAGUCGUGUUGCUGCUUUUUAAAACAAAAUAAGACUGAAAUAUUGGACGCUGGGAGGACUUGCACAUGUAUUAUGCUGGGAGUGUGCCCCACAUAAAUAGUUGUUUACAUGGAGAGAAGGAGCCUCGUGGAUAAUUAUCAUGGGAUAAUUUGGAAAUGGAGGGUGGGGGAGUUGUUAUUUAACCUUGAUUUUUUGCCCCUUUAAAAACAUUCCAUUUGAUCUGAUUGUUUACUUGAAUCAGAUGCAUCUUCUCCCAGUUGUGGAAACUUUUUCAAGCAUGAAGUAUUUAAAGCACUUGAUCUGGAAAACCACAUUCACAUCCACACCAUACAAGUAAAGCACUACCAUACUACUGCAAUAAUCAUGGUUUCUUUCCAAGAAUCCUGGGAAGUGUAGUUUGUUAAGGGUGCUAAGGGCUGCUCAGAAACCCCUAUUCCCCUCCCAGAACUACAACUCCCAGAGUUCCUUUGUGAACCCACUCUGGGAACUGUAGCUUUGUGAGGGGAAUAUGGGUCUCCAAACAAUUCUCAGUACCCUUAACAUACUACAGUUCCCAUGAUACUUUGGGGAACCUGUGGCUGUUAAAGUGGUAUAGCAGUGAUUUAAAUGUAUGGUGUGAAUGUGGUUGUAUAUAUACGCUCUGCACAAGCAGAUACCCAAAGGGAUAUUUAGCAUUUAAAGAGCUAUUUAAGGUUCACUCAAUGACAUAUGCCCAGUCUAACUUGGUUUCCCUCCCCACCCCUUUAUUAUGCUAAACUUCCCCAUACCAUAUCACAGGUGGCUUAUGAAGAUUCCCUUUAAUGUAGGUGCUACUGUUCAGUGUUCACUGUUCAGACGCGGGUGGCGCUGUGGGUAAAACCUCAGUGCCUAGGACUUGCCGAUCGCAUGGUCGGUGGUUCGAAUCCCCGCGGCGGGGUGAGCUCCCGUCUUUCGGUCCCAGCUCCUGCCCACCUAGCAGUUCCAAAGCACCCCUAAGUGCAAGUAGGUAAAUAGGUACUGCUUUAUAGCGGGAAGGUAAACGGCGUUACCAUGUGCUGUGCUGGUGCUGGCUCACCAGAGCAGCUUCGUCACGCUGGGCACGUGACCCAGAAGUGUCUCUGGACAGUGCUGGCCCCCGGCCACUUAAGUGAGAUGGGCGCACAACCCUAGAGUCGGACACGACUGGCCCGUACGGGCAGGGGUACCUUUACCUUUACCUUUUACUGUUCAGUGAAGGACGCGGGUGGCGCUGUGGGUUAAACCACAGAGCCUAGGGCUUGCCGAUCAGAAGGUCGGCAGUUCAAAUCCCCACAACAGGGUGAGCACCUGUUGCUCGGUCCCUGCUCCUGCCAACCUAGCAGUUCAAAAGCACAUUAAAGUGCAAGUAGAUAAAUAGGUACCGCUCCAGUGGGAAGGUAAACGGUGUUUCCGUGCGCUGCUCUGGUUCUCCAGAAGCGGCUUAGUCAUGCUAGCCACAUGACCCGGAACUGUACGCCGGCUCCCUCGGCCAAUAAAGCGAGAUGAGCACCGCAACCCCAGAGUCGUCCACGACUGGACCUAAUGGUCAGGGGUCCCUUUACCUUUACUGUUCAGUGAGUUGUCUGAAUCUGUCUGGGGUGCACAGGAUCAGUAGGGCAAACCUCAAGGGGUCAACCUGCUUGGGAACCAUUCCCAGAAGAGAGCUAACUCCAUUGCUGGGUAUUUGGAUUGAUGGGGUGGAAGGCAGGGAGCCAAAGCCAGAACCAAUGAGAGGUAGGGCCAAGUACUUCUAGUUGUGAUCCCAUCCCCCUCCCACUCCCUGCUGAGUUCCAGCAGGGCAAUGCUGAGACUAAGAAGAAGCUGACAGCCAUGACCACCUCCUGAGUUGGUCGUAAGAGGGUUGGGAGAUAGGUAUUAGCUGGUGGCAGAUUGGCAUUGGUAGGGCAGUGUCCCCACUCACCCUAACAGACCAGCUUCCAUAGGUCAACUGCACCCUGGAGAUGCUUGGCUGAACUGCUUCCCCCACAGGUCUUUAUAAGUGGAGGUCAGGGAAGUCAGCACCAUGGACAACUCCCGGUGAGCCUUGCUGAUUGGAGACCUCCCUCCUAUUGUAGCUAUAUAGGGAUGGUAUCUGAAGGCAGAUCCACACCAUACAUGUUUAGGCAAGUCUACCCAUAUCUUUAGAAAGUUGAGGUCAUCUUAAUCCAUUUUAGUAUUUUAACCAUUGCAUGAAUUAAAGCAGGGUUGUAAUUUCCCCCCUUGAUUUUACUGUUUUAUCUUUUGUCAACCUAUCUGAGGUUUGUGAAUUUUAUGAAAUAAAUAAACAACACAUCUACAGCACAUUAAAUACUUGUUCAAACCACAUGACUUUCCCCCAAAGAAUAAUGGGAACUGUAGUUUCCCUCUCGCUGAAAUACUGUUCCUAGCAAACUACAGUCCUCAGGAUUCUUUGGGAGCAGCCAUGUGCUUUAAAUGUUCGCUGAAUGUGUAUUAAAUGUCUAGUGUAGUUGGAUCUGACCUUGGCUGAAAGCUAAAUCUGAAGCCUUCUCAGGAGUGAAAAAAGCAAAGUGUGGAUGAGAGCCACAUACUGUGGCCUUUCUCUAGGAAACUACCCCCCCAGCACAAAAUGGGAAAAUGUAAAUAGCGUUGGAGGCAUAACUUUUCAUUAGUACCACAGAAUAGAAAUAAAAGGUUGAACUCCCCCUCCCACCUGCUGUGACCUCAAUAACUAUCGGACCCCCAGGGAGAGAUAUUUGCAUUUCAAACUAAUGUGUAUGUUAAAUACAAAGAUGCAUCUAAAGUCACAUCUAACUUGAUCAAGUAAGUUAAUGUUUCUUGGUCUGUUUGUUAACGAACUCCCUUUCUUGAUUAAGCCCUGAAGCCAGUUUUGUCUUGUCUUCCUGCUUUCUCAACCACAUAUAGGAAACAUUUGACCCUCCAGGUGCUUCUGAACUGCAGCUCCUACCAUCGCUAGCCACUGACCAUUCUUGCUGAGGCUGGUGGGAGUUGUAGAUCAGGAACGUCUGUAGGGUUACACCUGCUCUAUCCCAAAGAUCCUACGCUUCCACUCAUAGCUCCUGUUCAUUGAGUUCUCAUUUUCUGAACCAUUUCUACCAGAUGUAUAGCUAUUUGUCCUGCAGUGGGAAGUGGUUCCCUAGUACCAGACUAAUACCCCAAUUCUCUCUUGUACCAGAUAGAAACGCUUACAGGACACUGGAAUCAGUUUCAGAUGUGUAUCAUCAGAUACACAGCUUCUUGAGCAAACAUGGUAACAGUUCCCACCAGUUAUAUUAUAACUGAAGUGUCUGAAUGUCUUCAAGGGCAACCCAUAUAUAAUGCAUUGCAACCAUCUAGCUGGAUGAAUACCAGGGUUUGGAUAACUGGAGUUUCGGCUGUCUGACCAGAAAGGGGACAAAGCUAGAGUAGAUAUAUAUGUUACACUUUCAGGUGCCAUAGGACUGUUGGCUAAAUAUCCAACGAAUACUUCUAGGUUAGCUUCAUCUAUUAGUAUAUGCAAAUUAAAGCAGAGUUUAAAAGUCAAAGAGUGUCUUUAUCAGCUGUUCCAAUUAGUGUUGUUAUGAGCAGUUCCUAAAUUCAGGGAUUUACCAGGAAAUGUCCAAGUUGCUCAAUCAGCAAUUUCAUCACCCUUAAUAGGAUAAUCGCUUUCCUUGAGUGAUAGGAUAAUCUCUCUCUAGCAGAUUGUACCUCCAGACAAAGAUAAACUGUGAUUAAACAGUCAAAAGACCUUGUCUAUUUGAUGCAAACUUGUAGCAUCCUGUAAACCUUUCAAGAGAAGGAAAAUAGAAACUUUUGACCUUAUGUUAGACUCAGCCCAGCCAAGUCAGGAGGUCAUAGAUCUUUGAUAUCGAAGGUAAGCUGCAUUCACAUGGCGGUUUAUUCCAUUUUCCUGAUGUUUCCCUAACUGUUAGUAUCUGCAUUAUAUUCGAGUUUUCGCACAACAUAAAUACCAUUUCUGGAAAUAUAGCAGAGUAUAGCUCAAAGUUAGCUCUUAUUUCAGUGUUAUUUGCAAAUUAGCUUUCUUCUGGAAGCAAACUCAGAAAUGACGAUUCAGUUUUUUCAGUGUUUCACUGUAUUUCUAGAAGUGGCCAUUAUGUAUUAUUAUUAUUAUUAUUAUUAUUAUUAUUAUUAUUAUUAUUAUUAUACCCCAGCCACUCUAGGUGUCUUCCAACACAUAUAAAAACAUAAUGAAAUUUCAAGCAUUAAAAACUUCCUGAUAUAGGGCUGCCUUCAGGUGUCUUCUACAAGUUGUGUAGCAUAAAAGCUGUGCCUUCAGGAAAUAGCGUUAUGGCUAUGCAGCCUACCCCUCCCUCUUCCCAGGCCACACUAUGAAGGUGAAUAGGAAGGCCUUGCUGCAUCACCAUCCCCUGGACUCCCAUAGCACCAAGCAGAUGAGGCAGUUUUGCCUCAAAGGUGGCCCCAAUCCAGCUCCAGAACCCCAGUAGCAAGCUUUGGGACCAACCCAUCACCUUGAAAGAUGCUCAAGGGGAAUCAAUGGGCUGAAAUAAAACUGUUCCCCUUCCUGCACCUAAUUGCCCACUGGGACCAAAUUAAGUAACAUGGCAAACCAUCUAGUGCAGGCAUGGCCAAACUUGCCCUCCAGAUGUUUUGGGACUACAAUUCCCAUCAUCCCUGACCACUGGUCCUGCUAGCUAGGGUGAUGGGAGUUGUAGUCCCAAAACAUAUGGAGGGCCAAGUUUGGCCAUGCCUGAUCUAGUGCCACCAAGCAGCUAUUUAGCAUGGAGUAGGAGACAUGGGACAUGGGUGGCGCUGUGGGUUAAACCAGAAGUUUGGCGGUUUGAAUCCCCACGAUGGGAUGAGCUCCCGUUGCUCGGUCCCAGCUCCUGCCAACCUAGCAGUUCAAAAGCACAUUAAAGUGCAAGUAGAUAAAUAGGUACCGCUCCGGCGGGAAGGUAAAUGGCGUUUCCGUGCACUGCUCUGGUUCGCCAGAAGUGGCUUAGUCAUGCUGGCCGCAUGACCCAGAAGCUGUACGCUGGCUCCCUCAGCCAAUAAAGCGAGAUGAGCGCCGCAACCCCAGAGUCAGUCAUGACUGGAUCAAAUGGUCAGGGGUCCCUUUACCUUUACCUAGGAGACAAAAUCAACCCACAAGCCAAAACAUGUGUUAUCCAAACAUUCCUACUCAGGCCGUAAGUGAGCAAAUAAAUCACACUGAGAGACAGGGAGUGUAGGUGCUGCUGCAAAGAGAAGUGAGUGGGAGGUGGUUGGCUAGCCCUUAAAUAGGAGGCUGCCUCUUUUGCUCAUUGAGCUACAAAUGCACCCUGCCAGUCAGUAACAAGGUGGAAUGAAUGGCAGAACAGGGCUGUUGAAAAUAUUAUGAGCAGGACAAAGUUACAUUAUGAACCAAGUAAUUGCAACAUUACUCUUCUGCUCUUUUUUGUUGCUAGGAAUGGGAUUUAUGCAUCGUACACACAUUGCUUUUCUUCUCCUCUCCUCCCUAAUGGGACAAACCUUGCAAUGUAUGAAUCAUGUGUACUGUGCUGUUCUUAUUUACAUUUAUUCAUCACUUACUACAUAAAAUGCCUCGAAGAGACUGACAAUGGUAAAACAAGAACAAGGACAUACAAAUGCAAAGGUUGAAAACAACACUACUUGAAUAAAAUGGCAUUAUUUAUGAAAAGUGCUUAUCUGGCGAUAUCAUAAGAAGGGACAACAGCCUAGGGUGUCAUUUUGUCAUGUAGGUGUUGUGUGUGUGUAUAUUUUAUUAAUUGAUAUUAAUAAUAAUAAUAAUACCAUAUGAUCCCAAUUAAAAACUAAAUGUUGCCUCUUCACCCAGGUCUUAAAGGUUGAUAAUGAUGGUACCAGGUGUAAUAAGUUUUGGUUCUCAUUUCUCAGAAGAAGCCACUUCACUGUAGUUCAAAUGAAAAUUGUCUCCCGAGUGGCCGUUCCCUACCUGGAGGCCCACUGCUGGAAUUCUUUCUAGGAUGGCUAUGCGUAAAACACUCCCAGACCCUUACAGACCCUACCUUCCCCUCAGGUAGACAGAACCUUGUCUGCCCAUAAAAAAUCCCAAUCUCUGAGACAAUUUACAAUCUGAUCCCACUGACAGAUAAACCCUAUCUGAGUCCACUCAGAUAGUAAGAGGCUAUUUCUGCCUACUCAAGACAGAAAGUCCCUAACUGUAUUCCCUGGUCCCAGUCUAACUCAAAGAAAAUCCAGGCUUCCUCUCUCCCAAAUGGUCUCUAUCUGGCCAUUAACUGUCAGCAUCUAAGUUCCACUUUCUCUCUCCUGAAUGGAUGAUCAACACAUCACCUUCCUCUGGUUUCUGGGUCACCAGGAGGCAGACCAGGAGGCAUCACAGAGACCUCUUUCAGAAAGAAGAAUGGGAACUCAUAUGAAUUCCCCAAAGUUCUCGAUUAGAGGGUAACAGCUGCACAAACAGUUAAUCUUUCCUCUGUAGCCUGUGACUUGAAUUGGUGUAAUUUCACAUUUGUUAAUGGAAAACUCUGCUGGGAGACAUUAGCUACAGUUCCAUCGGAAUGAUGGGAUUUUCUUUGAUGUAAUGUACAUUUGGGAUUAACGGAAGGCGAUUUUUAAAAGGGGUUUAAGUUUUAAGUAGAAACAGACAAGCAUGUUCCUUAAGAAAAUCCCAAUCAAACAUAAUCUAAACUCACAGUUAUGUGUGGUGUUGGGUUAAUCUUGAAAAGAAGGGGUCAAAUACUCUAUUAAAUAUUGGUCUGUAACACCAUGCAGUUACAGUCCUUUGAAAUUCUUCCAAAAUAAAGACCCAUCUUUUCUAAUAUACAUUGUUUUUUCACAGCCUGCCAGUUUUGAGGUACUAAAAUGCUAGAAAUAUGGUCUAGACCUGGCUUCCUCAACCUCGGCCCUCCCUCCAGAUGUUUUUGGCCUACAACUCCCAUGAUCCCUAGCUAGCAGGACCAGUGGUCAGGGAUGAUGGGAACUGUAGUCUCAAAACAUCGGGAGGGCUGAGGUUGAGGAAGUCUGGUCUAGACCAGUGGCAGCCUAUGUGAUGUCCUCAAGGGGUUGUUGGACUACAACUCCCAUCAACCCCAUCUGACACGGCUAAUGAUCCAGGAAAAAUGGAUGUCGUAGUCCAUCAACAUCUGGAGAGCACCUUGUUGGUUACCCCUUCUCUAGAUUAUUCCUCUUGAUAAAUCUAAAGGUGUCCUGCCAUUUCCUCUUAAGAAGUCAUUGAUAAAAUUGCCUUUGUAUGAAAGACAUCUCAUCAGGUGCAGCCCAUAGUUAACUAUGAGAGGCAUUCUGUGCAUUGCAGUGUUUUACUGCUUUGAUCUUUUGAACUGCUCAUACCUGAUUUAUUGGUAAAUGGAUAGUUACAAUCUAAUUUUCAUACAAAUGUUUAUUGUAUUUGUACAACCCUUUAAUCAUGCUGUCAAUGAAACAGCGUGUCCUCAGGUAACAGCUUCUCAUUAAUGCACACAUUAAAUAGAUUUAUUUCUAUCAUCCCUGUAACAAUGCAUCAGUGCUCUCAACCUUAUGCUGCAGAUGGAGGGACAUAGCUUAGUGGUAGGGCUUAUAGAAUCAUAGAAUUUUAGAUUUGGAAGGGAAAAUGGGAGUCAUCUAGACCAACGCCUGCAAUGCAGGAAUGUUUUUUGCCCAAAGUGGGGCUCAAACCCAUGAUGCUGACAUUAAGAAUGCCAUGCUCUACCAACUGAGCUAACCCAGAUAUCAUGCUUUGUAAGCAGAAGGUCUCAGGUCCACUUCCUGGUAUUUCAAGAGAAAAUUUCAUUAUUUUUUUUAAAAAAAUAAUAUUUAUUACUUUUCCAAAAAUUUAAACACUAAAAAGACAAUACAAUGCAAUGCAUUACAAUGCAAUACAUUAAAACAAAAACAAUAAAAUAAAUCAAACAAUUUCAUUAUCCCAUCUUUCAUUCACUUAUUUCCACGACCUCCUCACACCUCCCUUUUUGUAUUCCACUUCUGUUAAUUAUUUCAGCAAUUCCUUUCCAUCUUCCUGUUUUCUAUCCUAUAAUUAUCUUAACUCAUUCUAACCUUAUUUUUUCCUUUAAUACUCUAUUAAUCUAUUUAUACUUAAUUCCUUAUAAUGUUUCUACUAAUGCCAUGUAACUUCAUUCCAACAUUUUUCUAACAUUCAUUAAUUUUACAGUAUUUCUGUAAAUAAUCGUUAAUUUUUUUCCAGUCUUCUUCCACCGACUCUUCUCCCUGGUCUCGGAUUCUGCCAGUCAUUUCCGCCAGUUCCAUAUAGUCCAUCAACUUCAUCUGCCAUUCUUCCCGGGUGGGUAAAUCUUGUGUCUUCCAAUAUUUUGCGAUGAGUAUCCUUGCUGCUGUUGUUGCAUACAUAAAGAAAGUUCUAUCCUUCUUUGACACCAAUUGGCCGACCAUGCCCAGGAGAAAGGCCUCUGGUUUCUUCACGAAGGUACCUGUAUUUUUCGCUCUAUAACACGCACCUGACCAUAACACGCACGUAGUUUUUAGAGGAGGAAAAUCCGUAGGCAUGCCACCCGUAGGCAUUCCCUCCAUAACACGCACAGACAUUUCCCCUUACUUUCUAGGAGGAAAAAAGUGAGUGUUAUGGUGCAAAAAAUACGGUAUAUUUGAAUACCUUUUUUAUUUCAUUAUAAAUCAUCUCCCAGAAUGUCUUAAUCCUUGGGCAUGUCCACCAAAGGUGGAAGAAUGUGCCUUCAGUCUCAUUACAUUUCCAACAUUUAUUGUCGGGCAAAUGGUAAAUUUUUGCAAGCUUGACUGGUGUCAUGUACCACCUAUAAAUCAUUUUCAUUAAGUUUUCUCUUAGGGCAUUACAUGCCGUAAAUUUCAUACCUGUGGUCCACAACUGUUCCCAGUCAGCCAUCAUUAUGUUAUGUCAAACAUCUUGUGCCCAUUUAAUCAUAGCUGAUUUCACCGUUUCAUCCUGAGUGUUCCAUUUCAACAGCAGGUUAUACAUUUUUGACAAAUUCUUAAUUUUGAAAUCUAACAAUUCUGUUUCCAAUUUUGAUUUUUCCACCUGGAAACCAACUUUUUGUCCAAAUUGUAUGCCUCCAUUAUUUGAUAAUAAUGGAGCCAAUCUCGCACUUUAUUUUUCUAUUUUUCAAAGCUCUGCAAUUUUAUUCUGUCUCCAUCUUGAUCCAGAUCAAGAGACAAAUUCAAUAUCUGCACAUUUCUAGCCAUGAACUGGGCUUUUUAUCUGUACUUCCCAAACCAGUGUUCCACCUUUGUUCUUCCACAAUGUUCCAAUAAAGUUCUCAGCUGAAGAACUGCAACAAGAUGCAUUUAAAAAUGUGUGUUUUGAGAGGCAAUGACCACAUUCAUACCAUGUAAUUAAAACACUACUGGACUACUUUAACACUCAUGGCUUUUCUAAAAUAAGCCUGGUGUUAUAAGAAAAAGCUGCUCCUUUUUCCCUUAUGGGUUAACCAAGAGCCCAUGUAGAGUCCUUAAGUAGGUUCUCCAUGGGUAGGAGAAAAUAACAGAGGCCAACCAGAGAAUAUUGAGAAGCAAAGCAGCUAGUAAGCAUGGACUUUAUUAAACUGUUGCAACAGGGUCCUCCACUCAGCCCACGCAGAGAGGGAGGAGAGUAACCUAGAACAAUGGUGUGCAAGCUCUAAUAUAGACAUUUGAAAAUUACCUCCCCUGUAGCUCUCCAAAACAUCAUACAUACAUCACUGAAAGGACUGUCUACAGCAGAAAACCUGUCUGCCAGGAUACCUGAUAAUGGUCACUGGUUGCUUUUACCUGGGCAUCCUGGCCAUUCUUUUGUGAUAGUAAAUACUCAGUUCCUGAAUCCAGGUCACAGGCUCACCCUAUUCAUACACAGAUAUGCCCUUAAAACAGGAUUUGUGAGCAAAGAGACAAUGGGAAGGCUUUCCCAUUUCCUUCCUCCUUGCAGAGAAAUAUUUGAGAUCAAUUUGGGAGAGUCAAAAUGGUUUGAGGAUUGCUCUCCUCUACCAUUUCAGACAUGUAGUUUGAACACAUACUUAUGUAUGUGUUUGCCUUGUAAAUUUAUGAACAUAUGAUUUUUAUAUAUGACACCUUAGAAUUCCUAUAACGCUGGGAGCUGUAGUUAGCUAAGGAUGCUGAGAGUUUUUAGGAGACCCCUGUUCCACUCACAGGGCUACAAUUCUUAGAGUAGUUCAACAAUCAAUCCCUCUUUCCGGGGACCUCUGGAAAUUGUAGCUCUGUGAGAGGAAUGGGGCUUCCUAACAAGUCUCAGCUCUCUUCACUGGCUUUCCCCCCACCCUGAAAACCAUCAUGCCAAGUUUGGUAGUAUCUCAAGAGGAGGCCAAAUAUAUGUUUUUAAAAAUGGCAAUAUCAUGCUAUUUUCUCGGGUGCUUUUCUGGGCAUUGUACAUAAUGCUGUGAUGAGCCUAAAUUGAUUCCUUCCUGCUUCUGCAACAUUUCUCUGUAGUUUAAUGGACUUACUGAGUGGGCCAUAAAAUAUAAUGUGAAAAAUCUAAAUGAAAUAUAUAGCAUCAGGGAGGGAAUGGCAAAUAUAGUUAUAAUGAUAUUAAAACCUUGAGCACAUUGAGGUUUAUUUCUGUGAUUUAAUAUUCUCCAUUUAAAAGGAAGGCUUUUGUUGCAUUAGUGUUUCAGAUAAUGUUGUCGGCCUCCGAAAAUCCCAAUGAAGUUAGGUUUAUGAAUCGGUGGCCGUCGGGCAGCCAAAGUUUUCAUUUGUUUUCUGUUAUACUGGCCAGUAUAUUCCCACCUGGUGACAUAACCAUGCUAUCAGCACUCAGUAACAUAUCACGGAGGUUAGAACAUAAGAACAGAACUGAAGAUUGUACAUGUGAGGACCAAAUUAACAGAUCCAGUCAUCCUUGCCAAUGGAUAUCAGUGGCUACUAGCUGCAAUGGUUAUGCUCUGCCUCCAGAAUCAAAUACAGAAAUGCUUCUGAAAACUAUUUGUGGAAGUCAAGGGAAGGGAGAGAGCUCUUUUGCUCAGGUAGGUCCUGUUUGCAGAUUUCCCACAGUGGUUGGCCACUGGGAGAACAGGACAUUGGACAAGAUGGGCCAUUGGCCUGAUCCAGCAGCUUCUUCUUAUUUUCUUAUUUCCAUUCCUGCAUAUAGUCUAGAGGACAAACACAUUUAAAGAGGGCCAUCAUUGAUACCUGGCAUGGCAGCGUCUGGAGUUCAGAAAGGUUCUAGCAUGGUCUAAGCUUGAAAUGGGCACUAUGCAUAUAUGAAAAGUUCAAAGAGCAUCCACGUGUGACAUCUUUGUCCCUUGGGAAAGAAAACAUGAAUGCUAGUUUUCUUUAUUUCUUUAUUUCAUAGCUCAGUUGGUAAAGCAUGAGACUCUUAAUCACAGGAUCAUGGGUUUAAACCUUACCUUUGGCAAAAAAAAAUAAAAAAUCCUGCAUUGCAAGAGAUUGGACUAGAUGACCCAUGUGGUCCCUUCCAACUUCACAAUUAUAUAAUUCCAUGAUAAUUCUAUGAUUUAUUUCACAUUAUUAUAUUGCAUACGACCAUUUACUUCCAGGUUCUCUGGGGUUGCACAAAAUUUCUUUCAAUUUUUGUGCUGCAUUUGUUGCUCUUCCUGUGCAGAGUAGACCCAAUGAAAAUAAGGAAGACGACUAACUUGGGUCCAUUCAUUUCAGUCCGUCUGAACUUAGUAAGCUAGAAUCGCUUGUUCGUAGCGUUUUAGAAAACCUCAAUAAAAAAAAUGAUUUAAAAGGAAAAUACAUGCCUAGUUAGGCUACCUGAAAGGUUUAGCAGCUGCUGAAAACAUUGCCGUGAACACACCAUAUAAAAAGCAUAUUGGUACUACUGGCUAUUUUAUUUGCAAUGCCUCUGUUCAUGUUGACUUUUCUUCAACCGCUUGCACUGCAGACUGAGUUGAUAAACCCAAGAUCUCAUUUCUGGUUAGCCACUGCCGGUUCAGAUCCUAUCAGUACAUACACUCUCAUGUAUAAAUCCACAAAUGCCAACGGGGGCAUUAAAAAUUGAUGCCCACUUGAGAGCGGCCAACUGCGUUGUAGAUUCUUGAAAAGAAAGCAAUCCAAUCCAAUGGGAAUUGAAGGUUCAAGUCUCCAGGUUUAUUCCGUCUCUGCCAGCACUGCAACUUGGUCCUCAUUUUGCUGGGAGAAAAAGAAAUACUUCUUCAUGUUUCUAGAGCAGUAUUUUUAUAUUAACGAGCAAAAUGCAGCCGUGUGGAUGUCAUUAUAAGCAACAUUGCUGUAUCUCAAACCACAGUAAUCUAGAAAAUAGUUCAAGACAGACGCAUUGAGAUGAUGGAAAACUGAUCCUGUAAUAAAUUGAUGAGUGUGGAUGUAGCUUAGGUGCCAGAAUGGCUACUAAUUGGUUUAAAUGUAUAAAAACUAUUAUAAAGUAAUUGCACUUAAAAGGCAAAAUAAAACAAUUCCAUCAUUGCAUUAAAACAUCCGUAAUUAAAAGGUACAAUAAAGCAAACCAGUAAAAAUCAUAAAAAUUAAAACAGUUUAAAACCCAAAGCAAUUAGAUCAGGAAAUCCAAAUUCAGGAGAAUGCUUGCUUUAAUAUAUUGUUUUCUGAAACACUCCCCUCCCCCAAUAUAGGCUCUCUUUUUUGUUGCAAAAUUCAGAUAACUGCACAUUUUAAAUGAUGACAGUGUUUCAGUUCCCACUUCAGGGAGUGCAAAUCUGAGAGAUUCACCUUAAAAUGCAAACUGAAUUGAAUGUCUCACCUACCCCUACUUGAACUUGACCCUGUCCCUUUGCUUCCUUUGGAAUGAAUAUGAGAUCUCAUUCCAGUUGCUGGAAGCCUCAGGAAAUGAGAGUGCUCCUGUACUCAGAUCCUGCUCAGAGGCUUUCCACAGGUAUCUUGUUGGCUACUGUGAGAACAGAGUGCUGGACUAGAUGGGCGAUUGGCCUGAUUCAUUAGGGCUCUUUUUAUAUCUUUAUGUUCUGCCCUCCUUCAGCAUGUUUUGAAUACUGUUUUCUGCUCUCCUUCAGUUGAAAAUCUGCUGAUUAAACCAAGGCCUUGCAGUGGAGGGUUUAUGGACUGAGAUGAAAUUGAGUUUUGACUUGGCAUUCACAGCCUACACCAUUUAUAACUGAGAGGUUGGCAGAGCGGUUACAUUGCAGGCUAAGAGAUGGGAUACAGUCUUUCAGGCUUGCCGUUGUAGAUGAUAGUUUCUCAGAACAAUGAAUCUGCCCGAGGUAUUAGAAUCCUGAACUUUAUUCACUCCUGGACUGCUGCCAUUUGAGAAUUCAUUUCUCAUCUCCCAACCAGAAGCGAUAUCAAACAUCUAAGAUGUUUAUAGGCCCAGUCAUAAAAAGAGGGAGACUGACUACUUACAUAGCACCAAAACAAGGAAAUGCAACCGAAAGGACGCGGAUUUGCAUAAAAUCCCCAUGUGCUAAUUUAUAGGUAUAAAUGUAAUCUUAGAAGAAAAUAAUAUAAUUUAAAUGUAAACACAGGGGCCCCUCCCAGUUGGUUGUUUGUUUGUCUGAUGAGCGUGUUCUCCAAUGUACCUUCGAUGCAGUAAUAGUGUGUUAAUGAAAGAUUUUUAGUGCACUUACAGACCCUCCAAGUGUCCCUAUUUUCCAGGGACAGUCCCGAAUUUACAGAAGCCAUCCUGGUUUCUGAUUUGAUCCUUGAAUGUCCCUCUUUUCCUUAGGACGUCCCUAUUUUCAUUGGAGGGUGUGGAGUUAUGAGACCCCCUGAGCCAAGGAGAUAAGUAGCUAUGCGACCUUUGGAAGACAUUUGAAGGCAGCCCUGUAUUGGGAUGUUUGUUCCAAUGUGUAAUGCUUUAUUAUGUUUUGUAUGCUAGAAGCUGCCUAGAGUGGCUGGGGCAACCCAGUCAGAAUAAUAAUAAUAAUAAUAAUAAUAAUAAUAAUAAUAAUAAUUGAAGAGGACGUGCCUAUUUUCAUCAGAGAAACAUUGGAGGGUAUGGACUUAAAUAUGUCUCUCCAUUGUAAAUUCAUUGUGCAGUCAGGAAGUCUCUUGCUUCUAUCAACCUUCUGCAAGACAUUUUUGGAUCCUUUGCACCUGAAAAACAGAGCUGACAUUGCUAAUGAUUAAUAAAUAACUAAGAGGACAAAGAGACUUGGACAGAAGGGGAAAACAAGCACAUUCAGACAUUCUUAGACCAUGCUUCAUUAGAGUAGUAUCCAAUGCAAAUCCAUUCUACUCUGAGCCCAUAAAAUUCAGACAGUAAAAUAUAUACAGUGGUACCUCGGUUUAAGAACAGUCCGGUUUAAAAAUGAUUCAGUUUACAAACUCCACAAAACCAGAAAUAGUGUCUUGGUUUGAGAACUUUACCUUGGUCUAAGAACAGAAUCCGAACGGUGGAAGGGCACCGGUGGUAGGAUGCCUCAUUAGGGAAAAUGUGCCUCGGUUUAAGAAUGGUUUCAGUUUAAGACCGGACUUCUGGAACAGAUUAAGCUCGUAAACCGAGGUGUCACUGUAUUGGAAAGUUGUGGUUUUUUUAGUUAUCAUUUUUUUUAAAAAAAGAAAGAACACAAUAUGAUUCUGAGAAGGAAACAGUCCCAGCUGUCUGCAUGGAAAACAGAAUGACUUUGGAUGAAUUUCCGCUCAUUUAUUUGUUUAUUUACAGCUGCAAUGAUUGUAAAAUAUCUGAUUUGUGAAAGGGAGAGGAAAGGUAUACAAGGGGGAAGAUACAAUAACUACUUUCCAAGUGCAGCGGUACCUCGUGUUACAAAUGCCUCAGGUUACAAAUGCUUCAGGUUACAAAAUCCGCUAACCUGGAAGAGUUACCUCGAGUUGAGAACUUUGCCCCAGGAUGAGAACGGAAAUUGUGUGCCGGCAGCGCAGUGGCAGCAAGAGGCCCCAUUAGCGAAAGCACACCUCUAGUUAAGAACAGUUUCAGGUUAAGAACGGAGCUCUGGAACGAAUUAAGUUUGUAACUAGAGGUACCACUGUGCCUUCUUUCUUCAGUGUUACGGGCCUGCUUUGAAAAAGCAGAUUGCUGUGCUAUAUAUACACACACAAACACAAAUGGAGGGGAAAGGAGGUGAUCUUAUUAUAAACUUGGGCAUGCAUCUCACAGUUAACAAACUACUUUUUCCCAUCUCCGCUCCAGAAAUGCAGUAUCUUCUUUGCUCGUCAGCAUCUUUGCUUACUGUGCUUUACACUCCGUAUUAUUGAUUUACAAUUUGUUGCUCGCUGCCGCUGAGUAAACUACUACCGUUGCUUCUACUACUCGCGUUACUGACUCACCAGCGGCAGGAUUGGAUUUUGGAGGCUCGACGGGCUGAGGUGCCAGGAGAUGGCUCUUCAGGGAGAUGUUGUAGCAAAUUGGGAGUUUAGCUCUUUAAAUGGUAUCAGUUACUUUAAAAAAAGGAGACAGGCAGCCUCCGGAUUCUUUUAAUUAAGCUUGUCCUAUAUUCUGUCUUUGCAAGUUGCUGCACUCAUUCUGGCUCCUUCGGAACAGUUUAACCAACCACAGCCAUCACACCAUGGAUUAUGAAAGAGGCUUCCCCAACAUCCUGACUAGGUAAGAUAUCUUUCUAAAAUAUGGGGAGGUGGGGGCUUUGCAGCUGACAUAUAUCCAUGUAUGUGCAGAUGUGGGGCAGGCAAGGAAGACUGACAUUUCUCUCCCUGCGUAUCUUAUUCCUUUUCCUUGUAUUAUGCUUCUGCCUUUGCACUCAAGAUAGAAAAUGUGAAAACUUGGCUCUCCCCCCUUCCUCCUUCUCGUCCAGUGAUUGAGAGAAGGAGAAGGUAUGUCGCCUCUUGAUUUGUAACCUGAGGGACGUAACUUUCUGCUGGGGAGAGCAACAUUUGACUUCAGUUUCAUGCUGUGGUUUCUGUGGUUACACUUGGCCUGAGACCUGUCACUCAUGGUAGGAGGUGAUGAAGCUGUGAUGAUGACCCAUUCGGUGUUCUGAGAGAGCACACCUUGCGAGAUGAGAUCAAAGGGAGAUGUGUGCCAGCACUAGAGAUCUACAGCAGGGACCAGCCAGGUCAAAAGGGGAAAUUCAACAGCCGGCUAUCUCACCAUUUACCUCACAGGCAUCAUGCGAUUGGUGGUGUAUCAUCCCGGAAUAUGAAAGCCCAAUUUUAAAAACAUGCAUAUCCCAUCAUUCCUAACCUAUCACCUAUGCAGCUAAUCCUUUUUUUUUUAAAAAAAGCCAAAUAACUGACCAUCACCAUACUUUUGAUAAAUGAAAUCCAUUGCAAUUUUCAGUCUUGUCCCCCCCCCUUUUCUUUGGAAGGGCAUAAAACUAUAUAAAUUUGCUAUAAUCAACCCCUGUGCCCCAAUUCAUCAAUUAAUUGGGUUCUUAAUAUGAAGAAUUUUUUAUAAAUCUAACACAGCAGCAGUAAAAAAUUUCUGCAUUUUCUGUAGGGGUGUUUUGUACAGAAUAGUCACUGCUGCAAAGUAGUAAUGGAUGUGUUUAUAAAUUGCCUCUUAGUCGUUGCACUAUGUCAGAAGAGCAUUUAACCACAUCGGCCAAUGGAUUAUUAUUCUUUUCCUCCAAGAGCACUGUUCUCAGCAGAGACUUAUCACUAUGGAAGAAUAUUGUGGGCACUUCCAGAUGACCUGUUCAUUGAACAUUCAUCCUGAUUUGUUUGCAGGAAGAUUAGACAAUGAUGCUCACUAUUUAAUGAGCAUUCUGUUUGAUUUGUUUUCGGGAGGGUUAGAUGCCAUCGUGUCCAAGCAAGUGUUUCUUAUCCUACAAUUUCCAGUGCACAUUUUCUGUUGCAGAAAGCAAGAUAUUUUGAGGAAGCGGGUUUGUUGCAUUACACCUCCCAAUCAACUGGAAUUUCACAACCUGAAUCUUCCAGUAGGUCGGUGAUUCUCACUGGAAAAUAGGGACAGUCUAGAAGUGCCCUGUAUAACAUGGUUUAUGUGUUCCAUUGACCAAAAUAUAGCCUGCCUUGGGAAACACAUGACAAAGGGCAGACCAUAAACAAAUACAAAUAAAUAAAUAAAUAAAUAAAUAAAUAAAUAAAUAUUAAUUCUUAGUUCCCUACAGCUGAACUGUUCUUAAAUUAUGCAUUGAUUGGCACUCCCUCAUUUCCAUCUCAUAGUUUUCCAUUAACAUUCUUGUAUCUUAAUGAGCUUCUCGUUGUCUUUGCACUGGGGAAUUUCUAGGUGAAUGUAGAAGUUCUCCUUGAUUCAGUGGUGGCUGGUGCCCCUUGGGACUGGUGGGGUAGAAGACAAGGAGCCCAAACAGUAGUGGGAGCAAAAGCCAAUGGCAAGCAGGGCCAACUAAUUCUAUUUUCGCCUCUAUCCUCAUCCUCCUUUCUGAGUUCCACAAGGGCAACACGGAGACUGAGGAGGAGGAAGAUGGCUGCCAGGACUGUUUGUAAGUAAGAAUGCAGGCCUGUGAGGGAUGGCUGAGGGCAGGCUGAGGUCGGUGGGGCAGUGCCCCAUUUGCUCCAGUGGACUCAUCCGCACAGCUCAGAUGGAAAGUAGAGGCAGGGAAGGGGGCAUUAAAAGUGGCAGUUCUUCUCAGAUGUUGACAAACGAUCUAUCCACUUGAUGAUUUGUUGGUUGGGGUGUGGUGCUCCUAACUCCAAAGUUGCAGGUUGAAUCCCAUAUGGGACAGCUACAUAUUCCUGCAUUGCAUGUGGUUGGACUAGAUGAUCCUAAGGGUCCUUUCCAACUCUACAUUACUAUGAUUCUAUGAAGAGUUAAAAAAUCUGCAGCGCGCUCUCUUGUUCUCUCUCAUACAUACACUUGCUUUCAAUUCCCUUAGCACGCAAACCAAUAAUGCAUUACAGAUUUAUGUCACAUUAGAACAGGGCUCAAUUUUAUUUCAUUUUCAAGGUUCCGGAGCCGAAAUCUAAGUGCAGCGAUGCUCUGUUUAUGGGUGCUACUGCCUGGUGCAAUUCAGUGGUCAGGGAAAUUUUACUGUGUAUGCUUCAUUAACCAAGCCACCAUUAAAAGUAUACAGAGCGAAUGCAUGUUGCGGCUGGGUCUUGUUACAAACACCAGUUUCUUAAAGUAAACUCUGGGGUCCUAUGCAAUUUAAUUCUGGAAUUAGGAGCUAUACCUCAUCAGAUCUUUGGUCAAUCUAUCUCAGUUAUUGCCUAUGCAGAGUGGCUGUGGCACUCCAAGGUUUCAGUUGGUGGUCUUUCCCAGCCUUAUCUGCAAAUGGCAGGGAUUGAGCCUGGUAUGUGCAUGUUUGUAGGGCAGUAUAAUCAGAGCUUCUCCCCUAGCACUUUCCCCGGGCCUGUGGACAAUGUCUUCUGGAUGAUACAGCUGUAUUUAACAUGUGAGCUACCAAGCACCUCUUAUGGUAGCCUACUAUGUACUUGGCUGCCAGUGCUGACGGGUGAAUCAACCACCAGUCCCGUCAGCUUACAUGCCUGAAGUGGGAGGGCAAUUUGUCCUUUGCCUCAGCAGGAAACUUUACAGUGGUACCUCGGGUUACAUACACUUCAGGUUACACACUCCGCUAACUCAGAAAUAGUGCUUCAGGUUAAGAACUUUGCUUCAGGAUAAGAACAGAAAUCGGGCUCCAGCGGUGCAGCAGCAGCAGGAGGCCCCAUUAGCUCAAGUGGUGCUUCAGGUUAAGAACAGUUUCAGGUUAAGAACGGACCUCCGGAACGAAUUAAGUACUUAACACAAGGUACCACUGUAUUGGGAUGGCACUAGUUAUUAACUCUGCAAUCUAAUGUACUAGGGUUGCAAUAUUUCAAAAAGUGAAAAUCCAGACACAAAAUCUACACUUCUGAUAUGGGUUGCCGUAUGUCCAGAUUUCCCUGGAUAUUUCAGUGAGUUCCUCCUGGGCACAGGUCUGGGAAGUUGAGGACGUAUGUACACUUACUUGGGAGCAAGUUUCAUUUACUUCAAUGAAAUUUGGGCCCUAUCUGUUUUAUACAUUGGAUGCAGUAUCAUAACACUUUAAACAGUCAUGGUUUCCCAAAAUAGUAUUCUGGGAACCAUAGUUUGUUAAGGGUAUUGAAUGCUGUUUUGCUGUUGUUUAGUCAUUUAAUCAUGUCCGACUCUUCGUGACCCCAUGGACCAGAGCACGCCAGGAACUCCUGUCUUCCACGGCCUCCUGCAGUUUGGUCAAACUCAGGCUGAUAGCUUCAAGAACACAGUCCAACCAUAUUUGUCUUCUGUUGUCCCCUUCUCCUUGUGCCCUCCAUCUUUCCCAGCAUCAGGGUCUUUUCCAGGGAGUCUUCUCUUCUCCUGAGGUGGCCAAAGUAUUGGAGCCUAAGCUUCAGGAUUUGUCCUUCCAGUGAGCACUCAGGGCUGAUUCCUGUUAGGGAACCCCUAUUCCCCUUACAGAGCUACAAUUAGCAGAGUGGUUUAACAGCCAAUCCUUCUUCUCAGGGAACUCUGAGAACUGUAGCUCUUUGAAAGGACUAGGAAGGGGGUCUCCUAACAACUUCCAGCACUCUUAACAAACUACAGUCACCUGGAUUCAUGGUUGUUUAAAGCCAUUGGCUGCUGAUUUAAAUGUAUAGUCAGAUAUGAUGUCAAAAAUCAUGAUUAUUUAAACACGAGCAACUAUGCAUGUACGCUUGCAUGGAUACAAAAUACAAAAUUGUGGGGUCCAAAUAUAAUUCUCCAAGCUGUAGCAAAUAUAUAACAAAGAAGUUCACCAAACAAUGCAGAAAAUAUUUGAUGAGAAUUCCAAGAUCAUAUCUCAUUUCCUGCUUCUUCAGAAUCAAAUUGGAGAAUAGCUUAUGAAUUGCAGCCAUUAAUCCUUUCAGUGGGAGAAAUCCAAUGUGGUGCUACAUAAAUAUUCCAUCUAUGCAGGAAUUUCUGGUUGCAGGGAUGGCCUGCCCUUGAGGCAAGGUGAAGCAAACACCUCAGGCAAGAUCCAUGGGGUAACAGAUCAGGCCUCUGAGGAAUGCAUCACAUGUAGAUCUUUAUUCCCACCCGCCCCUUUGCUCCCAAUGUAGAUUUUCACUCUCCCCUUUCUUCCUGAUGUAGAAAUUCACUUCAUCUUCACUGGCAAGGGAGGGGGCACCAUUAUGUGGUUUGCCUCAGAUGACAAAAUGUCUAGGACUGGAAUGUUCUACCCCUGCACUCCCCCAAAUCUAUUCUAAGGUUUUCCCCUAACUCCCCAGAGCAUAUUUGAGGAAGGUGCAGACUAUUCAGGGGCGAGAGAAGGGGUGAAAGUCCCAUUUUACAAGUGUAAAUGGUUGCACUGAUGGGACAGGUUAGUCCAUGGGUAGGCAAACUAAGGCCCGGGGGCCGGGGCCGGCCCAAUCGCCUUCUAAAUACAGCCUGCUGAUGGUCCGUGAAUCAGUGUGUUUUUACAUGAGUAGAAAGUGUCCUUUUAUUUAAAAUGCAUCUCUGGGUUAUUUGUGGAGCCUGCCUGGUGUUUUUACAUGAGUAGAAUGUGUGCUUUUAUUUGAAAUACAUCUCUGGGUUAUUUGUGGGGCAUAGGAAUUCAUUCAUUUUUUCCCUUCAAAAUAUAGUCCCACAAGGUCUGAAGGACAGUGGACCAGCUCCCUGCUGAAAAAGUUUGCUGACCCCUGUUAAAGUUGAAUAGCGCCCAAGGUCUCACAAUUUCCUUCCUUCCUUCCUUCCUUCCUUCCUUCCUUCCUUCCUUCCUUCCUUCCUUCCUGGCAUAUAUAAAAUAUUGUAAUCCACAAUAAAUAAGAAACCUUAUACCCAUAUAUCAUUUAUUUUUUUAUGGCAUGUCAUUGUCACUUGGGUUCCUGUGGCUUUCUCUUUCAUUAUGUCCCCCCCCCCUCAUUUUUUGGCUAAUAAUUCCACUCACACUCACAUUGCCCUCUUUUGCAAGAGGUUGCAGCCGAGUUCCUUUCAAGUAUGAAUUCUGCACAGAACGAGGCAGUGCAGCAGAACAGGCCGCUUGUGGUGGUGACACACACCCUCUGUGGAAGGGGACAAAGGAGCUAUUUUGUCACCUCUCCUUUCAUGCCACUGAUGUCUGCUUGUUCAUGCAGAGAUCAUGGCCAGGUGCACUGUAGGCCGAAUGCCUUUCAAGGUAAGAGUCUUAGCUCCUGCUCAGGCCCGAGAAGCAGGUCAGGUAACAAUCUAUGUUUUGCCUCAGGCAUUUCACUCCAGAAGAAAGAGGUGGUGGAAGAGCUGUCAGUUGCUUCAUCUUAGCAGAGCUACAAGGCCUGCUCUCCCUGUAUGACGGACGGAACCGAGGGAUGAAUUAUGGGAGGGCUGGAAGGAGGUCAGAUAGAAGGAACGCCAAACGAAUAGUUGCAGGAAGGUGCAUUGUUUUAGGGAUGGGGAGACAUACUCGAACCAGCUUCCAUUUAAAGAAAACCUCACCCAAUUCACACUUUCUGAAACAUCAAACAAACCAAAAGACAGCGAUCCGCCAGAAAAUUCGCUCCCCUCCGAAUUUUGCAGCGCAGUUCUCCAGUCCAAUAAUGGGUAGAAAAAAUGCAUGCUGUAAAACUGUACUUAUAAAGGCAGAUAUUAGUGAAAAUAACACGCAAAAAUGAAUUAAAUUACGGAAAAAGCCACUUACAAAAAUGUGUACAUUUGUCAAAACUGCAAAAAAAAAAAAAAGGUUAUUUGGAGAAAAUAAUGCCAAAACGCUGAUGCAUUUUCAUAAGGGUUUUGCGAGCUAGUGUGAAAAUGUAGAGAACUGAACUUCAAGCUCAGGAAAAUGGUUACCGUAACUAAGAGAAGCAAAAUUGACAGUUUUGUCUGUCUCCAGCAAGCGUGCAGAACCUUUGGCCCUCCAGAUGUUGUUUCAGGCAGGAGUCUCUCUUAGCCUUACCUGGGGAUGAAAUGGAUUGAAUCUUGGAAACCCCCCCCCCCCCGCAUAAAAGGUAGGUGCACUGAACCACAGCCCUUCCCCAAUUAUUCAGCUUACCAGCUUACCAGGAAGGGAGUCUGGACUAAACAAUUUGCUCUCCUCCUCUCUCUGCACACAUGGACAUUUACCCACACCUGCCCUGCUAAGGCUUUAUGGGGAACAGCAUUUUGGAGGAAAUGGGAGGUUGGCAGAGAGGAGUUUAUUUUCUAAGCCUGCUAAAUAUACGCUAGAACGAUGGUGAUGGUUUUUGUGUGUGUGAUGGUUUCUUUUUUUAAAUAAAUAAAUAAAUAGCAAAUUGAUAUGGGAAAUGUGGAGAACAUGGAAUCAUAGAAGCAUAUAUUUGUAGAGUUGGAAUGGGAUCCCAAGGGUUAUCUGGUUCAAUCCCCAGCAAUGCAGAUAGGAAAGAAUGAGAAACUGGGAGAAACUGAAACUGAAAGGUUUCUCCAUCCUUAUUCCAGGCCAUGUGAGACUUUAAGGAAAGGGGGAAGAUAAUGUUUGGGAGGUGGGGUAAGGGGGUGGUAAAAAAGGACCCCUGGAUGGUUAGGUCCAGUCAAAAGCGACUAUGGGGUUGCAGCGCUCAUCUCGCUUUUCAGACCAAGGGAGCCAGUGAUAGCUUUCUGGGUCAUGUGGCCAGCAUGACUAAACUGCUUCUGGUGCAACAGGACACCAUGACAGAAACCAGAGUGCACGGAAAUGCCAUUUACCUUCCCACCGCAGCGGUACCUAUUUAUCUACUUGAACUGGCGUGCUUUCAAACUGCUAGGUUGGCAGGAGCUGGGACAGAGCAAUGGGAGCUCACUCCAUUGCAGGGAUUCAAACAGCUGACCUUCUGAUCAGCAAGCCCAAGAGACUCAGUGGUUUAGACCACAGUGCCACCCGCGUAAGGGGAUGAGGGGCCAUGGGGAAGGGUGAUUUUAGGGUUCAAACACUAUGGGGCUUGGGAAUUCCAGGAAUUUAAAAGUGGGCCCCACACUUGAGCUAGGCUUUGUGCAGUUCCCAGACGACUUUUUCUGAAUGUUGUCAGGGUCUUUAAUUUCAACAUCACAAAACACAACUCCAUUUCUUCUGUUAAAUCUGAGGCUGAAGUAGCUUGGCAGAUGAAUAGAUCUAUUUAGAUUACAGGGGCCUGACUUUUAUUUACCAUGGAUUCUGAGAAUGCUGAGGAUUAUAGUCAUUUUCAAAAUCAGCCAUGGCUAUAAAUUAGGUCUUUUGUUCUCUUUAAUUAAACUCUGCAUUCUGUGCUCAUAUAAUCUGAGUGACAAAAAGGAAUCGGCUGGAAGGUGGGUGGGUAUUGAGACAUCCUCACCUGAUAGAAAAAUUAAAAUCGACCUGGGCAAAUAAAUUAAAAUGGAGCUUGGGAACAUGGCUUAAAAUAAUAAUAAUUUGUGUGCUGUUUGAGUCAUGUAUUAGAAGUUCUAACCAGUUUCUAAAAUUAUUUCUUCUUUUGAAGUGCUUAAAUCAGGAAGCUAGUAUUUCUAGGGUUUUUAUGGAGGAUGACCCCAGGGUCUCAUGUUUAUUAUCGGCUCUUACAUCUUAAUUGAUAUGGGGCUUUGGAACAUUUUCAAAAUGUUCCAAGCUAUAAUUCAUUGAGGGUGUCAUGUAAAGCUUGGGGGGGGGGGAAGAGUACGGAACAGAUGGCACACAGACCAUGCUCCUGACUGGGGAAAUCGCAGGGACCGAGGUAUCUUGCUGCUGUUGUUUACUGCGAGAGUCAAACGUUUCCUAAAUUAGAACAGAAUAGAUAUGCCUUUGUAAACAUUGUGUGCAUGGCUGCAAUUGAAAUUCUGUCUAAACCUGAAAUAUGGCCAAGAUAGAUGAGAUGAGGACUCAAAAUGCCCGACUUCCCAGAUUUCACCCUCCCCCCCAGCAAAUGUUUUUGGCUUCCCACAGUGACAUCUGGUUGGCAACUUUGAGACCAGGAUGUUGGACCAAAUGGGCCACUGGCCUGAUCCUGCAGGUUAGUCAUAUGGUCUUAUGCAAAUGACACUUGCAGGUGUGCAUUUUCUUUAACAGGGCAAAUAGCAGACUCAGUUGUGUGUGGGGGGUGUGAAAACCCAGCGGCGAAGCUGCAUGCUCUGGCACCGGGGGUGGAGAGCGGAUGGGGGCGUGGCUGGCACAUGUCUCAGGGGUGUGGCACGCCACCCAUGGGGGUGUGGCAUGCGUCCUGGGGUGUGGCGUGCCGCUCGUGGGGGCAUGGCACCCGGCGCGGUGGGGGGGUACGCGGCAUGUUUCCGGGGUGUGUGGCUGUGAUGGUACCCCCCUCCCCAAUGGUGCUGGGAGCGGUGCGCUCCCCCUGCCCCCCGUUCCUCUGCCAGUGGAAAAACCUUCCCAUUAUCACACCAUAUUUGAAAGCAGUGCCGGAUUAAACCCUGUGGAGGCCCCUAGGCAGUUGAAAUCUCAGGAAACCCCCUCACAAAUUCUCCUAAUUUGUUUUUGAUUCUACGAGCCAACAAUUUUAAUAAACCAAGGGGCAGGCCCCCUAAAAGGUGUGGGACCCAUAGGCCAGUGCCUGCUCUGCCUAUUUGGUAACCUGGCAUUGUUUGAAAGCUAAGAUAUUUGCCUAGGCACAACAAAAAAAGAUCGGAAUGAGAUGUCAUAGAUUUAUUCUUUAUAGUCACAAUAUUUUGCACUGAAUUAGGAGUAUAUAUCAAAUGAAUCCUAUGUAUCAGCCUGACGGCUGACAGUUUAAAUUAGACUUAUGAAUUAAAAAUGCUCAUGAAACGGUAGAACAUCUUUAAGCAAAAUGUGUCGUUCAUCACACCUCACAACAGACGUGUCUGAUCUGGGAGUUGUGGAGAAGGAUGGAGAAGGAUGAAAAGGUGUCAUGAAUGCAACCUGGGAUUGGAGGGGAGAGGCACAGAGCACCAGAGAUCUCAGUUAAUUCCAUCUGUUCAAGAGCUUUCAAUCAUACCACACAUGCACACAUGUUAUCAUUUCCAAAGAUAGUUGCUGCAUCUAUCUAGGUGGCAAACAUAGUGGCACAAAGGGAGGCAGGGAGGCAGAAGCUGGUGGAAUUGCCGCACUUGUUCUUGGGGAGCUGUAAAGGUUUCCACCCCAAAAUGGCUCUGUCUCCAGAGUUCUCAUAUUCUGCUAUGGUCUUUCCUACACAACAAUUAGGAAUGGUAGAAUAUGUUGAUUUUAGUUUCUCUCUGUUUCUCAUCUCCUCACUCUUUAAGUUCAGUUACCCUUAUUCCCACAUCAGUUUGUGGAUUAUUAUUUGUGAAUUAUUAUUUUUAAAAGGUCUCAUAAGAGUUCAUCAACAUUUUAGCAUGCAUUGCCCCUAAUAUAUACAUUUUCAUGCAAUUUUGUCUAAUAUACACAUUUUUGCAAAAGAAAACAAAUCCCACAAAUAUCAUGCAUAUGUGCAGUGCUUCUUUUCUUUUAAAAAAACGUUUAGGGGUACUCUCAGUCUGACUCAAGAAAACCACCAUUUUAUAAUUCAAAUUGGGGGAAGUAAAUACAGUAAAUGGACAAAAGUACGAAGGACAUGCAUUACCUCAUAUUACACAGCUGACAGAUCACAGUAACUUCUACAUUCGCAUGAGGUUGUGUGCACUAACAUCUUCCCAAUUCCUCUGAUGAAAAAUAGUUAGUAAUUCUCCUACUCAUACUGAAACACUGCCCCUCAAUGAGGCCAAACAUUCACCAUUAAAACACCACACAUCCAAAUUCCACACUGCUUCACACAUUAAACGCUCGCUUCUGUCUGAGACUUAGGAAACACCAGGAAAGGAAAUGAAGACGCCAUUGGGGGUCACAAUGAAAAUGACGAUUCACCACGCUGGAGAAAAAACUAUUCUUUUUUUUUAAAAAAAAGUUAGUUUCUUCUCCUGUUAGAUUCGCAAAACGUUUAGGGGUACGCAUACCCCUGCGUCCCCCCCGAAAAAAGCACUGCAUAUGUCUAUGUUAUUUUCACUUGUACACAUUUUACACUAUAUGUGCAUUUUAUACCAGUGUAUGUACCCUUGUGCUCAUUAUUGUUGCUUUAUUGAGCAAAUUUUAUAUAAUGCUUGAUUAUAAAAAACAAACAACUCUUAAGUAGUUUAAAACAGUGUUGACUGGAGAUACUGUAUAUACUUGGAUGGGGAACUGCAUCGCAAAAUCAAGGUAUUGAUUAAAUAUUCCAAAGGUUGAUGGUGUCUAACUUCAGUUCUUUCAGUAAGUGCAAAUUAAAUGUUCACCUUUACAUGUGAACUGAAUCAAAUUUCUCUCCCAUCCUUAAUGACAACUAGGCAGAAGCCUUGAUUGCAUACAUUCUGCUGGGUUAUAAGGCUAUGUGACCGCAACCCACCAUAUUCAAGCCUUUGGGUGCCUCUGGACAAAUGGGCACAGCACUCCUGUGAAAUGCCAUUUUAUCUUCCAAAGAAUGUUGUUUCCUUCAUUUAGUCUUUCUCAUUCAUACAGUUGCUAUACAUCUAGUGAAUGUGAAUUAUUAGGCUUUCAUACACGCAGAAUGAGGGAAAAGUAUUUUAGAAAUGAAAAUUAUUGAUUCAUUGUGGAGUGAUAAUGAGUUGACUAACCUUACUUGGAGAUAUUGUAAAUGUUAAAUAUUGUACCUGCAGGGCUGAUGGUUAAAGAUAAUAAGUUUAAAAAAUGUGAAUUAGAAAUAACUAGGGAAAUAAUGCAGCAACAAAAAGAACCUCUGGACACAUCAGGAACGGAGUGUGGGAAUCCAUUUUUUGGAAAAAUUGUAUUAAAUUUGUUUUAAUGUGGCUUGUUUGGUAAAAAAAAAAUGGGGGAAAAUCAAUAAAAAUGAUUUAGCAUAGAGUUGUUGUUCAAAAUCAUAAUAUUGUAAAGGUAACAAAACUGACUUGGACCUAUGAACACCACCGGAAGCCCUUCUUCGUGUGCCCCCUCCACAAGAGGUCCAAAGGGUAACAACGUGAGAAUGGGCUUUUUCAGUGGUGGCUCCCCAUUUGUGUAAUGCUCUCACCAGAGAGGCUUGCUUGACACCUUCAUUCCAUAGCUUUAGGCACCAGGCAAAAAUGCUCUUCUAUAAGCAGACCUUUGGUAGAUUAAAUGGCAUUUUAUAGGUGUUUGUGGGAGGUGGGGUUAUUGGUUGGUUGGUUUGUGUUUGUUUGUUUUUCAUGUAUUUUGUGUUCUCAGUUUGUAUUUUUAUGCUGUAAAGUGCCCUGUGAUCUUCAGAGGAAGGGUGACAUGUAAAUUUAAUACAGUGGUACCUCGGUUGUCGGACAUAAUCCAUUCCAGAAGACAGUUUGACUUCCGAAAGGUUAGACAACCGAGGUGCAAAGGACGGUCUCUAAAAUCAAUGGAGAAAAUUGAAGGGGGAAAAACCCAGCAGAAGCCGUUCAACUUCUGAGGUGUUUUCGAAAACAGAAGCAUUUACUUCUGGGUUUUCGGUGUUUGAAAACCAAAACAUUCGGCUUCUGAGAUGCUCGGAAACCAAGGUACCACUGUAUAUAAAUGAUAAAUAAAUGUAAUUAAUAAAAAAUAAUAAGUAUUGAAACACUUAAGGUAGGUCGAAAGCAUCCCAAAGAUAAAUGACCACGUACGUCAUAUACCCACAAGAUCUUCAGAGUCUUCCUUUGCAGAAUCUUAUCUGACACUGCAGUUGUGUGACAAAGGCCCCAAAUCAGAUUAAUGGAAGCAAUUUCUACCGAUAAUAUGGGCAGUUGGGGGUGGGGGGUUGGCUCCAGACCACGCUGGAUGGAUUGAGGCUGAUUAAAAGGUGAUAUGAAAGCCGUCUUCAGAGCUGGUAAAUGAUUGAUUAUACCAUUUCUACCCAACAGCUGCACAUCUACAUGUUUGUUCCACAUUCCCAAAGAAUUAUAAAAGCCUGGUGAAUUCAUGCUGAAUUCAUCCUCAGCAUGGAUUAUUAUUCUGUAUGUUGAAUAACAAUUAUGGUGCAACAGCCCCUUCUGGCAGUUUUACCUGGGAUGACAGUUGAUUGCUCUGCAGUUUCCCGGACUUCUGAAAGGUCCCUUUUGAUUUCUUAUGACAUACUUAGAUAUUUUAUUUUAAAAACCAACAAUUUCAUACUUGAGUUAUCUAAGUACUUCCGAGGGAAUGACACACUCUGGUGACUCGCAGCGUUUUGCUUUUCUUUCUUUUUUUAAUUGUCAUUUUGCUCUAACACAAUCUCUUGCCACCUCUGUUUUCUAUACUUCGUCAUUGGUGCUCCCUAGAAACAAAGACUCUGGGAACUUAACAGCAUAUUUAUUGUUAAUAUUUCAUUUUGCUUCUCUUGCAAUUUCUCUGGCUGCAUUCAGAAGGCAAUUUACUCCACCUUCCCAGUGUUUCCUUACAUCUUAAUUUCCAUGUUUUAUGCGACCUUUAACAGGACAUAAAAGCUACUUCUGGAAGUCUAGUGGAAUUUAGCAGAUGUUUAGCAUGCAUUUCCUUGUUAAUUGUUUCUGGAAAAAAUCAAUUUGCAACCUUGUUAAGUCAGAAAACCGGGGGGGGGGGGUGAGUUCUGUACUGUCAUUUCACACAACAAAAUGUGGGGCUCUAUGCUGCCAUACAAUUCUUUCCCACUGCUUACAGUUUAGCAUCACGUGGUCAUAUAUUGAUCAAAAAGCCACCGUUCCAUAGCACAACAAGUACUGCCAUGUGAAAGGGACAUUAGAAAGUGGGACAGAAGUGCUGGCAUUAUAAUCAGGAAAACUAGCACAAUAGUUUUCACAGCAGAAUUGCACCUGCCAUCUUUCUUCAAUGCUUCUUUGAUAUACAACUGUCACAUCAUUGGGCUUUCACUGCUAUCCUGCUGUAUUUUAAUAGGGGAAAUUGCUUUGCAAAGAUGUAGUAGACACUGGGGGAAAUCGCAUACAAACAUGCAUGUCUUAGGAAAAAUUUCACUAAAAUCCUGAUGCAUUUUAAUGGGGACAUUAAAAUAAACAAAUCACAAACUGGUGUGGAAGUGUGGAGUCCUAGACAUAAGACUAUAUAAAAGAGAAAUGGAAAUGAACAGAUUCACUCAUCCCUACGCAAGAGUAAGGGUGCCUGGAGACUCUGGGUCUCUUUGACUGCAAGUUGUCCCUGAAACAUCUUCAUCAUAGAAACAUAAGACUGUAGGGUCAGAAGGAAGCCAAAGGGUCAUCUUGUCCAACUCUCAGCAAUGCAGGAACCAAAGCUAAAGAAUCAUUGGCAGAGGGCCAUCCAAUGAAGGAGAGUCCACCUUCUUCUGAGGUGGUCCAUUCCACUGUCAAACAGCUCUUGCCAUCAGAAAGUGAUGAAGAAUCACAUUUCAUGUCAUUUAAUGUAUUAGUUUGGGUCCUCUCCUCUGGAGCAGCAGAAAACAAGCUUGCUCCAUGCCUUCGGAUAAUUGCCAUGUCUUCAGAUAACUGAAGAUAGCUAUCAUAUCACUUCUCUGUCUUCUCUUCUUCAGACUAAGCAUACCCAAUUCCCUCAACAGUCCAUCAUAAGGCUUGAUUUCCAGACCCUUUAUCAUCUUGGUUCAUCUUGGUUCCAGCAGUUAUGGUUGAGGUUUGGUCCAGGAGACCAGAGUAAGGCCUCCUCUUUGAGCCUUCCUGUUUCUGGAAACAGCACAGGUCUCUGGCUCCUUACUUCUUACACCUGAACCUUGUCACCAUGCUGUUUGUAAAUCCACUAUAAGGCAUUCUGUACGCAGUCAUAGUGGGACAUACUUUGGAGAGGAAGGUCUUUACCCAUGUUGAAGCUAAAGUGAGUGCCUGUGAGCCAGGCGUUUUCCUCCUGCUUUGAAUCCCCUCUCCACCUUUUUCAUGCUUGACUUCGUGUUAAGGGAAUUUCACAUCUGCUCAAUGAUGUGACUAAACUAGGGCAAUUUCAAGCUUUAUUAGCAGCGUCAGCUUCCAAAUACCGCUAAAACGAGAAUCAACAGCUGUUCCAGGCACAGUCCCUUUGGAGAAUUCAGGGCCUUCAUGUUCAGCAAUUCAGAACUCUCUAAUAGUCCUAAAAUUGGAUCUAUUUCCAUAACAUGGCGUGAAAGGAAAAUGUGUUGGAACAUGUAGGACAAGUGUUAGCGGUGAAGAACAUAAGCCAUGAGCCAAUGUCCCGUUCUGGCCCUCUGAGAAGGCAAGGGAGCUGCCCAGCAAGUUAAGUACCAAUAGAGUUGGGUUCUAAGCACAGGCAAAACAUAAGAUGUUCCAAACAGAAAGACCAGAGAGUAAAAUUAAUGCAAAAUUCAAUGGUAUCUCAUUACUUCUCCACAUACUUAUCAGCCUGAGCAUCACAUUCUCUUUCAGAGGGUGUUGGGAAAUUUGUUUCCAAUGUUGAGUAGAAAUAAAUUAAAUGGGGGGGGGGGGAGACAAUAUCUACAAAAUCCAAAAAUUAUUUGUUUAUACUCCCCUUGAACUUCUCCUGAUAAAAGUCAUCCGUCAAGGUGGCUAAGACUGUUUCAGUGCCACAGGUCUGAACAUCAGUUGCUGGAAAACGGCAGGAGAGGAGCAUGCGACUGUGCUCACAUCUUGCUUGUGGGCUUCCCAUAGGCAUCUGGUUGGCUACUCUGAGAACAGGAUAUCAGGCUUGAUGGGUCCUUGGCCUGAUCCAGCAGCUCUUAUGAAGCCAAACUGAGAUGGGUCUAGAUCAGAAACAUGGGUCUCCAGCUGUUUUUGGACUACAGUUCCCAUCAUCCCUGACCACUGGUCCUGCUAGCUAAGGAUGAUGGGAGUUGUAGUCCCAAAACAGCUGAAGACCCCAGUUUGGGAAACACUGGUCUAGAUAAUCAGUUUUACAGUCAUACCUCGGGUUACAAACGCUUGAGGUUGCAUUUUUGGGGGUUACGGACUGCCGAAACCCAGAAGUACUGGAACAGGUUACUUCUGGGUUUCGGCAGUUGCGCAUGUGCAGAAGCGCCAAAUCACAACCUGUGCGUGUGCAGACGCGCCGUUGCAGGUUGUGAACGUUGCGGGUUGUGAACGUGCAUCCCACACAGAUCACAUUCGCAACCUGAGCGUCCACUGUACAGUGGUACCUCGGGUUAAAGACGCUUCAGGUUACAGACGCUUCAGGUUACAGACUCCGCUAAAGCCACUUCUGAGCUGGAGAGGAGUUGGGGUUGUGGGCUUCAUGCCCUCCCCCCACAUGCGGGGGGGCUGGCUUGCAGCCCCCGCGAGAUCGGGGAAUCCUCGGACGCGUCAUCUCCCUUGCCAGCCAAUCGGCUGGCCCGGGAGCCGUGGCCCAUGCUAUUUAGUGCUGGAGCGGCCGAGGAUUUCCCUCUUUCUCCACUCCAGUGCCCCAGCUGCUCCGGUUACAGACUCCGCUAACCCAGAAAUAUUACCUCGGGUUAAGAACUUUGCUUCAGGAUGGCUACAGAAAUUGUGCUCCGGCGGCGCAGCGGCAGUGGGAGGCCCCAUUAGCUAAAGCGGUGCUUCAUGUUAAGAACAGUUUCAGGUUAAGAACGGACCUCCAGAAUGAAUUAAGUUCUUAACCCAAGGUACCACUUUGUUUGAUUUAUUUAACAAAAUGCAUAUAUCGCUUUGAUGGUAGCAAACCCCCAAAGUGAAACCACAAGAAGCUUCCCCCAGGUUUGCCUGACACUCUCUGGCAACCGUCCUCUCAAUCACCUUACCAGUGAAGGAAAUGUUAUCAACUGGCUGGUAGUUGUCCUAACACCGAAGACCAACCAUGCCUCCCCUGAUCUUUCUCUGUGCUGCAGCAUAUCAUACCCAGGCUCUUUCAACCACUCCUCAUUCGACUAGCCGCUCUAGUGAUUUAGCAAGACUCAUUCCCAGCUCUUAAGCAGUAGAAGAUUCUAAUUAAUUGCUGUUGAAAGAAUGUAAGGCUGAAGAAAUGCUGAUUUAGCUUUUGGCUUGGUUCACUGUGUAACCCAGUCCAGCUUCCGAACAGUUUCAUGCGACACUGCUUCGGGGUUGGGGGAGGGGAGAGUCAGUUCUUAAACAAGAAAAGCAUUGUAGAGAUCAUCGCCUGUUUCUUCUCUCCUCCUCCUUAAAAAAAAAAAAAAAAAGUCAACUGGUGAUAAAUUGAUAAAAAUUCUAGACCCCUGGGCUGGCUACAGUAGGUUCAGGUGAGCAAAUGAGUGCAGGUAUAGUCAUCCUAAACUUUGCCUUACACGAAUUGCUUUGGGAAGCAGACAGCAUGGUUCUGUGAAAGCGAUCUCGCUAGGAGAAAAGAGGUCUAAAUCCUUUCUUUGCGAUAACAGGAUUUGAAAGGUAUCUAUAAUACGGUCUUCUACUUUUAAAGAGAAUAUGUAAGUUUCCUUUUCUCGUGUGUAUGGUCUUUUUUUAAAAAAAUGUUUUGUGGAGGAAGUCUCUGUAUUAUAAAAUGUGUGCGCCUGGUGGUGGGUUUGCUUGUAGUUAGGAGAGCUCGUAGUUAUAAAGUCUGAACAGAUGCAUUUCUUCCCUGAACGCCUGUUUGGUGACUUAUGAAGUUUUGUUUUAGCCUCUGUCUUUUUGAUAGGACGCGAGUGUUCACUUUUAUGGCCUCUUCUUUCAAAAAUAGUAUUAGAGCCAUAGUGAGGCCAAUUAUGAAGCAGGAGAAAGGUGUCAGCAUGUUUUGGUGAAUCCUGCAGUAUACAGAAGAACAAAAACUGUGGGUUGUAUCCAAAGUAGCACUGAGUAAAGUGUCCUGGGAGUAGGACUGCCCUGUUUUCCUUCCCUCAUGCCCCCUUCUGCUGUUGAGGGUUGCUGGAACCCCAAGAUUUGGGGAGGGGGCAUGCAGUGGGUGGGGGAAGAAGGGAGAAUGUCCCACAAGUGGAAAACCUUGCACUGACAGCAAACACUAGUUGUAUGCACACACCUCAAUAAGACACUAAUAAUAAUAAUAAUAAUAAUAAUAAUAAUAAUAAUUUAUUAUUUGUACCCCGCCCAUCUGGCUGGAUUUCCCCAGCCACUCUGGGCAGCUUCCACAAAUACCAAAAAUACACUAAUAUGUCAUACAUUAAAAACUUCCCUGAACAGGGUUGCCUUAAGAUGUCUUCUGAAUGUCAGGUAGUUGUUUAUCUCUUUGACAUCUGAUGGGAGGGUGUUCCACAGGGCGGGCGCCACUACUGAGAAGCCCUCUGCCUGGUUCCCUGUAGCUUUGCUUCUCGAAAUGAGGGAACCACCAGAAGGCCCUCAGCGUCCGGGCAGAACAAUGGGGGUGGAGACGCUCCUUCAGGUAUACUGGGCUGAGGCCGAGACACUUGUGAACUGUGCAUGUGUGAUCAAGGUCACUGGGCUACAGGAGUGUGUUUGUCACACUCUUCAGUCACUCUUCCCAGAGCACAAAAAGCAGUUCAUGUUUACAAUAUAAUAAUACAAUACGAUAAUCUUUAUUGUUAUUGUCCCAUACAGAACAACAAAAUGGAAAAAUCUACAUAAAACAUUCAAAACCCAACAAGCCUGCUAUCCCAACCUGGUUAGCCCCCUAAAAACUCUGGUACCCCAUUUUUAAAUACAAUAUACUUCCAUAGAGACUCCUUACCCUGCGUUUAAAACCAAAAUCGCAUUUGGGUAGAAACUGUUUCUCAGGCAGCUAGUCCUAGUCUUUAUAACCCUGUACCUUCUUCCAGAAGGCAGAAGCUGAAAGAGAUCAUUUCCGGGGUGCGUACUAUCCUGCACUAUCUCUGCAGCUUUCUUAUGGCACCUGGAAGCAUGAUCCACGGUGGGAAGAGUGCACCCAAUUAUUCUCUCCGCAGUCUUUACAAUCCUGGACAGCAUUGUUUUUUUUCCUUGAAACAUGCACAACACAAAAGGGAAGUGGUUUGAGGAGGGAGGAGGAGGAAAUAAGCAAACUCAGUUUCGCAUUCUGAGUUGCAAGCUGUUCUAAUGACGAGCUGGGAUGGAAAAGUUCAAGGAGAGGGUAAACAAAAGAUGCCAGUCAGUUUGCAGCCCCAAUGGACUGGGCCUGCGUCCUUCCUCUCCCCUCCUUGGUGUAGUGACUGCUGCCAAGUGACAGGCGUUACAAUCCCGUCACGGCUGGACUACUGUAAUGUGCUCUAUGUGGGCAAGCCCUUGAGCCUGGUCCUGAAGCUCCAACUGGUGCAGAAUGCAGCAGCUAGACUGCCGAUGGUGACACAUGACACCUCUGCUAAAACAUCUGCACUGGCUGACUGUAUCCUACUAGGACAGGUUCAAGAUUCUUGUGUUGAUAUAUAAAGCCCUGAGCAACCUGAACCAAGAUCCCUCAAGGACCACUUCAGCCUUCAUAUCCCACCUUGAUCACUGAGAUUAUCCAGAGUAGCACCAUUAGUUUUUGUCCCAUGUUACAGAGACAUAACUGGCCACAACUAGAAGUCAGGCAUUUAGUUUCGCUGGUCCCAUGGGGUGAAAUACUCUUCCAGCACCGUUUUUGCAGGAAUCCUUACUUUUGACUUUUGGGAAACUCUGCAUAGAAAUUUAUCAUUUUUCCAGUCACACAGUUCUCCACAUUUCCACAUGUAGUUUUUUUUUUUUUUAAAAAAAGAGGUCCUCAUGAAAAUUCAUCAGCAUCUGAGUGUGAAUUUCUCUCAAUAUAUACACUUACGUGCAAUUUUCCCCAAUACCCACCACUUUUGCAAAGCAAUUUUCCUUAAUAUAAUGCAUUUUUCUCAUUUGUAUGAUAUACACACUUUCCAGUAGUCUAUGUCUUUUUAUAUGUAUUAUGCCGCUGGCGAACUGUCUUUCAAAAUUCAGAGAAGCACAAAUUUUGAAGAAAGGUUGUGGUUUGGUUUCUGCAUUGUUUCAGAAAAUGUGAAUUAGGGAAGCUUUUAAUGCUUAAUACCCAGAUGAGGGGUAUAAAUAAUGAAUUAUAUUAUUAUUAUUAUUAUUAAAUGGGAAAGGAAUAAUAAUAAAAAUCCUCUUUCCUGUAUACAUCUUGGAGGUGGUGCAGUCAGGGAAAUAUUUUAUCUUAGCUCUCUUGUUGAGCACCCAAGGGCCCCAAUGCCAUGAAGGAAUGUUCAUCCAACCAUCUUUAUUGAUAGGUCUACACAAAUUUGGAACAGGAUGCUUGAAAAAUAAUCUCACCUGUCAUAUACCCAGUCAAUCACUGUGUCCUGCAUAUGAGGGCCUCUUGCUGACACCAUCUCAUCAGGAGUUUCUUUCAUUCCUUUUUAGCACAAUGUAGAAAUCAGACCUUUAGUGUUGUGGAUAGUUGGAAUUCCCUCCACUUGAUUAUUAGGCAGGUGCCAUCUCUAUUUUCUUUUCAUCAUCUGUUGAAGACCUUCUUCUUUUAAGAAAAGAUCUUUCACAGCUUGCCUCUAUAUUGGAAUUGUUUUUAAUGGUUUUUUAUUGUUUCCACCACUUGUUGUUUGCUGCCAUUGGUUCCUUUGGAAGGAAAGGCGAGAUAUAAAAUUAACAAAUAAAUAAAUCAAGUCUAGUUCUCUCCAGGUUCAGAGGCAAUGUACCAAUGCAUAGUCCUCAUGGAUGUUCAUUAACAUGUUAUUGCAAAUAUCUCCUAAUCUGCACAUUUUUACAAGCAAUUUAAAUAUACACAUUUUUGCAAAGCAAUUCCCCCUCAAAUAAUGUAUGUUUGUACAUUGUCUUCAUGAAUACAGGUACUUUUAAAAUGCACUUUCAUAUUACUUGGCUGGAGAAUCUCAUUGCAAAAUUUGGAGCAGCACGAAUUUUGAAGGAUGUCUGUGUUUCAGCUUGCGUAUUCUUUCAGAAAGUGUGAAUUAGGUAGAUUCACAUUUAAAUAUGAACCAAAGUGGAUUUCUCUCUUGUCCCUACCAAAGGAUAAUAGUUGCUGGAGGGGACACACAGUGAUGAAGAGUCGUUAAAUUCGUUCAUUGCCUAUAAUCUUUCACAGAGGCGUUUGGGAUUCAACAGAGUCUUCUGUUAAGCAUGGAGCAGUCACAGAAAUAUAGACACACCAUGUAGGCUAAUAACUGUGAAAGCAUAUAUAAAAGAAUAAUGAUAUCAUUCAAAAGGUAGAAAUAAAUCUAUUAGAGUUCAUAUAUACAAUGUAACAGACUAGUGGCACAGAAAGUUCAAGAUAGGCACCAGAGGUCAGCCUCACAAUGGUUAUUAAAAGGUUUCAACAGAAGACCUCUCAAAAGUCUCAAAAGUUUUCUCAGUAGAUUUUCAAAAGUUUCAAUGGAAGACGUCCCAAAAGUCUCAAAGACAGUGUUUCCGGAAUUGUGCUGGUCCCGAGGGUUAACCGUGUGGCGAGGUCCGAGUCCAGUCCGAGGUCGAGGGUGAGGUAUGGAGGCUGUCCAUCAAAGCUGAAUCUGGGUCCAAGGCAGGGAGUCAGGUGAGGUCAGGAACUCUGGCAGAAGAGCAGGACAGGGUGCAGGCAGGAACAGGCUACCAACAAUGUUGCUCCCGCAACUUGGGACUGGGCCUGACUGGCUUUUAUCUGCCCCGAAGCAUAGGGUGGCCCCGGUCCACAGGUGAGUCACCUCUCCUGGCCUAGAGGCGAGCUCUCCUCCUGUGGGAACUUAGUUCCCACCGCCUCUCUGCCCUGAGCCUCUGCAGCUCAGGAGAGGCUGGAGGGUUACCGGACCCAGAGGUAACCUCAGCUUCCCCUGACGGGGCUGAGAGUGGAGCACCUGCAUGCAAUGGGUCCUCCAUCACCUCAGGAGCCAGAGCAGACUCAGCUGGUCCCUGCACCUGAGGAUCCAGCACAGGUGAGGACCCUUCAGGCUCAGGCCCCAGCCCCGGCUCAGCUGGUUCUGAAGGCAAGGACUCCUGUGCAGGCUGGGAUUCCUCAGGUUCAGCCUCCAAGUCCGAAUCCCAGGCCAUCACAGGAAUCAUAGAAUCAUAGAGUUGGAAGAGACCACAAGGGCCAUCGAGUCCAACCCCCUGCCAAGCAGGAAACACCAUCAGAGCACUCCUGACAUAUGGUUGUCAAGCCUCUGCUUAAAGACCUCCAAAGAAGGAGACUCCACCACACUCCUUGGCAGCAAAUUCCACUGUCAAACAGCUCUUACUGUCAGGAAGUUCUUCCUAAUGUUUAGGUGGAAUCUUCUUUCUUGAUACUACUGUUUCGUGAUAGUCUUCAUCAGCUGAAAAUACAAUACAAAGCAUAAAACCAAUGAAUGAUAACAGAAUUGAGCUACCCGCAUACAUGGUGUAUAAUAAAACACAAUAUACAAAUCAAAGUGUAUAAAGAAAGGUACAUACCCAAAGUAUGGAGCAGCAGCAGCAGCAAUAAGGCUUCCUCUUUAAUGCUGAGGUACUACUGUGGGUUUCUCCAAAACUGCUUUCUGGGAAGCCUGGGAAAUGCAGCAUUCCCAAGGCUCCCCCGGUUCCAAAUUUCAGCACCAACUUCUGUUGUAAUGAAGCCCUGGCUGGCGCGACCUCUCCAAAUGUGACAUUUACAAAGCAAGCAAAUAAAAUGCCAUUCCAGCAAUAAUUCCUUAUGACUUGUAAAUAGCGGAGGCCAUAUCCAUAAAUGCGGGCCAUUUACAAACAAAUAUACUCUGGUAGCAUCAAGCUUUUAUGAGUCUCCAAACAUCUGCUGCACAGUUGCAGUGGUUCGCUCUCGUCCUGCUAUUGCAAAGGAAUUAAUUGUUGUUGUUUUGUAAAGGAGGGGGUGGAGAAGGAGGGCAGCAUGAAUAAUAAGGGGGAGGGGGGUAGUUUAUUUUAAAUAAACUAUAAACUGGUGCAAGCUGUGCAGUUAACUUCCCGUCUCAUUUCUUUCAGAGUCGCAUUGCUGCCUUUGAUGUUGUCCUGA